GACUGUUUCACUAACAUGGCAAAAUGGUUCACUGUUAGCGAGUAAGCGCUAACAUUAGCUGUGUGCCGCUAACGCUUCUGAGACUUGUAUUAACUCAACCACCUCUGCUACAUAAACUCGGCAGGAGUGAAUCGCAGAAAGUGGUGAAUUUUGGUCGUAAUCCCGCUUGAGUUGCAUACUCUUCCCGUUGGUUGGAGCUGUCACCUGUCUGGACUGAACAGGCUGGUAUGGUGAAGUGAACGUAACGUAGUGAACGUAGCUGUGGGCGGAUCUGUGCUAGCCAGUAGCGGACUGUUCGGGUGAUCUCCGUCGGCGUAGCCACACAGGCUAGAACCAGCCGGGGUCUGGAUUGGGAGCCACCAGACAUGAUUUUAUGGAGACCCCCUUACAAGUAAGAGUUUCGGGUUGAUACAUGAAUACGAUACUUAUAAUUGUGCUCGAUAUGUUGACGAAAUAAUGAGAGAAAGGAGGGUAUAUAGGGUGGAUUUCCCAUCCCUUUCUGAAUCAAGCUUCUUAGAGGAAGCAGACAGGUCGACAGAUUUGUAAGAAUGCGAAGCCAUCAUCUUGUUCCCUGUGUGCUUUCCAUGUCAGGUUUUAGUCUGUUUUAUGCAGCGUGUGUGUGCAAACUGCAAUGAAUAAUUAGCAAAUGUAAAGUACAUUUUUAUGAACAUAGUGUGCGAAAUGCGACUGCACUGAGACUCCUCAUUUGACAGUGACAGCCAUCUUCAGUAGGCUACAUAUCCAGUAAGAAUAACGUUAGAACAGGAGGUGCUGGGGCUUUUCUAAAGGGCUUCUCUAAAAAAUCACUAUUAUACUGCUGAUAGAGAGAGGGGUUAAGUGUUCGUGGGGCUGAAACAGAGGGCGGUGUGGCAAAAUGGUGAUUUUAUACGCUGUGAUUAAAGGUCUCACUUAGCCUAGUGUUUAUGACAGGAGAGGGGACUGGCCUGUGCUGCUUCCAGGGACUCAGGAGUAAAUUCAAUUUGUAAGACUAGCUCUUGAUCUUUCAUACCAUAUUGCUUGUUGAAUACAAGGAAAAGCUUGGCGAAAGUCAAUCAAACUUGUCAUUUUUAUUUGAGUUUGUGUGAACACAUCGACACAGGUAGGCAGCAUAUCCCGCGGAUGAGUUCUUUAAAUAAGCGAUGUUAAUUGUGUUUUAAAUAUCGGUAUCUGAAGUUUAUCCUAAGGUUGUAUAAUGAAGCAGGAGUCGUUUGUACUGGGUUACGUUAUUAGGUUCAAUUGUAUCAAACGAGCAGUCACGGUGGUAGUCGGUGUGAUCGUGAUCCAGAUAUUCCGACGGCUCCUGAAGUGGUCGUGUUACGUAAUAGGGGAGGGCUGGGCAUGCAAAGGGAGAGAUGUAGGAGGGGACGUGCUAAGGUAUACACUCACGCAUGUAAAGUAGCUUUUUUACAGUCUUUGAUUUUGACAGCCGUUUUACACUGACACAGCCACAAACGGACACCAGCAGACAGAUUCGGGAGGUUUUUCACUGAGUGACGCGGCGAUCGAAGCGAGGGUUUAUCUCCAGUUUUUCCUCACUGCUCGCAAGACGCUGAUGGUAGGUUUUAUAUAUGAAGUCUUCAUAUCAAAGAUCAAAAUGGGGCUGUGAAUUCAUUAUAAACCCAGAGAUUUACAUUAAAAUGCACAGGGAGCUUUUCCAUACAGUAAACGCAGCCUACGGAGGCAGUGUAGUGUCGCGAACACAGCCUGGUUGUUUUAUCUGUUCAUGUUUAUUACGCUGGAAUUUGGACAGUAACUUACACAGACUUAAGUUUGCGUUUUGAGUUAAUAUUUGAGCGAAUACCUUUAGAAAUGUUGCGUUCAGGUGCUACUUUUCGUCGCGGCACGUCGGUAUUCCUAUAGGUGCUGCUUGGUGUUUACAUCGGAGCUGGGCUGUUAACACGCGAGCCACGUGCUGGUAGCUGGGGACCAUGUGGCCAUUGUAAACACUGCUGCCUUCUGGGGCUUAAUCUGCUGUUAACAUGCUGUGUAUGUUUCUUUUACUCUGAAUUAUGGCCAAACUAGUCAGCUUGACGUCCGUUUGUAAGAAGUUUGUGGGCUUGCUGCUACUGAAGCGCUUAACUUGUUUGGCCAGGAGCCAAGAGGAACUCCAUCUGACUUCUUUUGUGCUGUAAAGUAGGGUAGUUACAGUAUGUAUUAUGUAAUCUACCCAACUCUAUUUGCAUGGACCCCCCCUUCACACAAUCAUUAUUAGUUCCAACCUGUUAUCAGUUUAAAUGUCAAUAUUGUUGAAGGAAAGGUCAGGUGCCCACAUGAUAAAUGGUACACACACACACACAGGGAUCAUAAGCAGGUCAGAUUCCUCCUACACGUUUUUGUGUGUCUGCAUACAGUUAAUGUCAGAAAAUUACAGGAGAAUGAUGGGUAGCAGCAGAAGAUGAGGGAAAGGCUUUGUCAGAGGAUGCUCUCUUGGGUUUUCUUUUGUUUCAGGGCUGAGGGUCCAUUUAAACUUCAUUUACUGGCAGCCUGAUAUUGACAUUAAAAUUUAAUGAAGUCAUUUUUUACUUUACAUCAUAAUAAAAAUGUUCCACUAAUUACAGCCAUUAGCCAAAGACUACAUUAGUACAUAAGCUGGUUCUGAUUUAUGUCUAAAAAAUAAUUAAUUUAUUAAAUUGUCUAUCUCGCUGAGCUCAUCACUCGAGUACUUUAGACAGUGUUAGCUGAUGAGAAUCAUACUGUCAAUAGACAGAAACACAGGAUGUAUAUGACUGAUAAGCACAUGUUUUUUAAAUCUUGUUUCUCAUCAUCAAACACUCUUUCUCAUUAAAGAGACAAAAAUGUCCCCUUCACAGAAACUCAGAGGGUUCACCCUGUAACUUUGCACUAAAACUACAAAAAUAACAUUUACAACAAAGGAUUUACCUCAGCAGCCCUGAAAUUUAACAUGAUGUAUCACAUUGUUUUCAAUUUUUCAAAUAUUUGUCUUUUUCUUGUUGGACACAUCCCAUAGUUAAGGAGCUUGGAUCAGUCGAUGUGUGCCAUUCUGCUUGAUAAGUGAAUCAAAUGCCAAAUGACUGGCUGAUAAGAUCUCCGUUUUACUGGCCACAGAAUUAACUGAGGAAUCAAUGCAGCUCCGACUGGAAACUUUUAGAGGAUAUAUACUGUAUCUGUUCAUAACUCUUCUGUUGUGCACUUUGUUGUUUAGUGUACUUGCUGCUCUGAACUCUUGCACUUUUCACACUGUCAUGUUUUUAAAAUCAGCUAAUUAACCAUAGUUUUAUCUACAAUCCAACCCCCAACAUUGGUUCCUUUUUGAAAGGUUUCUAAUGUGCUUGUGUGUCACAUCUUACAGAUGCAGUGUGUAGAAUUGUGUAGAAUUUGCAGAAUGGUAAACUUCAUAGUAAUGGCAUAUGAUGUUAAUAAGUAUAUAACCACUUGAGUAUAAAAAUCCUACGGUUUUUGUUCACUGAGAAUGAGGCUUUUGUACUGUGUCUACAUAAGAGCAGGCACCCCUCCACCAGGGCUGCCAUGUUGAUCUGUCACAUUUUUUGAGAUUUUGUAUUUAGUGAGUGGCCUCAUGAAAGGAACGGCUUAGAGAAGAGUAACUGGUCUUGUGUCCAAAGAAAAUUGAACUGUUGGAGGUUUUUGAUGGGAAAAAUGGAGGAUCAUACACAUCUUUCACAACAGGAGCUGCUUGUCCUCGAGGGCCACUGUUGCUACACCAACGGGAGGGGUGAGCAGGGAAGCAUUUCGAUCUGAAAUUGAGCCACCAGAUUUCACUAAACAUUCUGGUUUCCUUCCUGUAUAAUAAAUCAGGGCUUAAAGAUUACUGAUGUUUUCCAAGAUUUGCUUGACAGGAAUGUUUAUGACUUCAGAAUAAUUUAGAAUUUGCCACCAAAUAUACACUGAAAACUUCAUAUUAUUGUGAAGAAAGCAGUUUUACUUAAUUAGAUUUCUUUUUUUUUUCAGAUCUUGUACAAGACCUUGUUCUUUAGCCUUUGAGGACAAAUGAUUGUGUGUUGAGGCAGAAGGGGAAGCCAGCAUGUACUUAAAUAUUGCACUUUUAUAUUUUAUGUUGACUCUUAAAAAUAAAGCAGGGUUGUGUCCAGUGUAGCGCUGGAAAGUCUGCUUUUCGAUGAUAAUUCAAGGGCAUGCUUAUGUGUGACCGUAUGCAAAUGAGUGUGUAGGUAUCAAGGACAGGCUGGAGCUGAGACAAACUCUGACUGGAGGUCAGAGGUCAUUGACUACAAAUGGUGACUGUCUACCUGAAAGCUCAAGCCCAGACUGUCUCCGUGAUCUCUACCUACCUAAACCUUACCCCCCCCCUGUCCCUGUUACUGCCUGUCGCUUUCUCUUACUUUAGCGCACACAUAUAUGCACCCAUUCGCUCUAAUAUCACCUCAUUAAGACCAUUGCCAUCUGCUCGAUGUGUAACAGUCCAAUUAGAGAGCCGCCCUUUGACCCCACCUGUCCAGAUUUAAUUUGAAAGUCUAAGCUCCUCCAUGCACGCACCUCUUCACUUACACACGUACUGUUUAAAAUCACAGGAUGCUUAUUGGCUGUACAGAAUUUGACCUUUCAUUGUCUCUCUACAGGGUCUGAGCUGAUUUGUCAGCCUUGUGUAUGUUCACCCCCCCAAGUUAGCAGCUGACCAUGUGGAUCUGAAGAGAAAAAGGCGCAGGGAGAAAGCCUUGCACAGUGUGUGUUCACUCUAACACAGCGAGGCUUGACCAAGAGAGGAGCAGAGACAGAACGGAGCAAAGAGAAAAGGCUGAUCGAAAGACAAAAUGUCUCAAAACAGAGAACUGGUGGUUUUCUACAUUAACUAUAAACUCUCUCAGAGAAAUUAUCCUCUUGACCACAUGGACCUCUUAGAGCCAAACAGGACUGAUGGGGCUGGGGCAGGGUCGAGUGAGGACCAGCAGGUAGCGACACACCCCAACGGAACUUUAAACGGCACAAGUCCUGGAACCCCUCCAGCUUCCCCGCUCCGGCAGCAACAGUUGCCGGACACUGCAAAUAUGGAUGCGGUAAAGGAGGCCCUCAGGGACUCUGCCAACGAGUUUGAGCUGCGUUAUGCACUCGCCUUCAGUGAUCUGCACAACCAGCUGCACAUCACGCCGGCCACGGCCUACCAGAGCUUCGAGAACGUGAUGGACGAGGUGUUUCGGGACGGAGUCAACUGGGGCCGCAUCGUAGGGCUUUUUGCGUUCGGCGGGGCGCUGUGUGUCGAGUGCGUGGAGAAGGAGAUGAGUCCACUGGUCAGCAGAAUCAUAGAGUGGAUGACGUUAUACCUGGACAACCAAAUUCAACCUUGGAUUGAGAGUCAAGGAGGAUGGGUAAGUCCCACAGAAAUAUAUGAAUUUACAAUUUCCUGACUAAUCAAGAAUGUUUCAGUCUAAUUUGAGGGGGGCAGUACCAGUAAAGCAGAAUGUUAUGGUUUGCAAGUUAUUCAACCUAUAUAUUGAAUUUAAGAGUACAAAGACUAGAUAUCAAAUGUUGAAACUGAAAAUGUUGUUGUGAAAUGUUGUCCCAUUCUUGCCUGAUUCUGGGUUUCAGCUACUCAACAGUUUUUAUUCAUUUCUCUGUCAUUUUUGUUUUCAUAAUAUGCCAAAUGUUUUCAAGUUAAAACAGCUGUCACGGCCAUGUAGCACCUUGAAUCUUGUUCCAUGGUCAGCUGUGCACAAAGAUGUCUGGCGGGGACUUACUAAGAUAAAAAGAGUCUCCCAUGACAAAGGGUUGCUGUCUGGAUGGCAGCACAUGUUGCUUGAAAACCUGUACAUAUUCUUAAUUUUGCCUCUCCUGAUGUGUAAACUAUGAGAUGCCAAGAUGCUGUCUUAGGAACUUUGCAAUGUGGAAGCACUGCAUGAUCCUUCUCCUCUUUUAAGGCUAAAACAUACAGGAUGCGUAUUGAGCGUAAAUGUCGCCUUUACGCAGCAAAUAGGUUGCAAUUCUAAUCAAUGCAGCAUCACAUACAGGACGCGCAUCAGCUCCGUAUCAUAAGCGUAUUGAGCGCGGCUCUGCUAAAUAUACUCGCAAAGUCUGUUUUUGCUGUUGGAGAAGAGGAUGGAGCGUCCAUGGUUUCCACUAGUCUAUUUUGAAAGGCCCAAAGAAGUAGUGUCUUAGCAUUGUCUUUAAACCUUUGGUUUCAGGGAGGAACUUGUAGCCUGCGCAGUGAUGUCAGUGAUUGCAGUGAUUUUCACUACAGAGUCACAUCUUUUUUUAAUGCAGCACUCAAGGGCCCAUAGAUCAUAGCCACCCUGUACUGGUUUGAAGCCCUGUCCCUUUUGUGCAGAGAUUUCCUAAGAUACUCUGAAUCUUUCAUAAUAUCAUUGACUGCAGAUAAUGAAAUCCUCAAAUUCUUUCCAAUGUCACGCUGAGGAACAUGAUUCCAAAAUUGUUCAACCAUUUGCUCAAGCAGUCUCUCUCCAAGUGGAGAUCCUCCUCUUUUUUAUUCUUCUGAGAAACCGAACCUCUCUGAAUGCCCGUUUUUAUUCAAAGUCAUGUUUGUAACCUGUUGCAAAUUCAUCUCAGCAGAUGGAAAAUGUUCCUCCAGGUUGUAUUUUUAGCAUCAGCAACUUUUUCAGUGUUUUGUUGUCCGUUUCCCAACUGUUCUGCAACACGAUACCGGUGUAGGUACCAGAUCUGCUCGGGGCCCAGCGCCUGUUAAAGACAUCACACUGCGUCCAGUCCACUCGGACAAACUACAUUGCGCUCUAUUUAAUAAGUCAAAUAUGCUCAGUUAAAAGCCCCUCACAUUUUUUUUUACAUCCGUUUGAUCAUUCAAUUGACCUCAAAAUUUUCUCUUCAUAUAACACAGAAAAUUACAACUUACUCCACCGUUAUUUUAAUGGCUUUAAUUGUAUAUGUUAACUUCUUUAAAGAAUUUUUUUUUUAAAAGUACCCAGGAGCUCUAUUUAUCAAUAGCUAGUUUUGCUUUUAUUCCAUAUUUCCUUUGGCAACCUAAAAGAGGCGAUAGUGCUGCUGUCAUGAGUCCCCUUUGAUAAGUAGCGAUCGAUUGCUUCGUAUCAUUCGUCCAUGUUUUCUCCAAAGAACUACAAUUCUAUGAAACCUAAUCCUGCGAAAACUGCUUCUGUAAUGUCCGGACCAACCCCAAUCUUCUACGUCAUCAGAACAAACUGUAAACCAAUCAUAUAGCGUGAUGUCAUCAGUAGGCCCGAACACAUCUGGUACCUACACCGACAUCACGUCUAAAAGAUGUGAUGUCGGUGUCAAUUACAUUUUCAGUUUUAACAUUUGAUAUUGUCAAAUAAAGGACUGAAGUUAUUUAGAAACCAUCAAAAUCUGUUUCUGAACUGAGUCCAAUUUUUUUUCCCUGUUGGGGUUGGAUCAUUUUUCCCUAAAAAUGACAAAUGUUGGAAAACUGAUCAGCAUGAUAUCUCUGAGAAAAGGCCAAGUCUUGUGUUAACAUGAGCUUAAAGAUUACGACAAGGACAAGGAGAGAAGUGUUUGCUGUCUGAUGCGGUUUGAUUUUACAGCCAUUUGACACCUUUCAACAUGACAUGGUUCACUUGCAUGUGUAAGGAAAGCUGAGGUUGCCUGUAUGGAAAAUGUUCCUGUUGACACCUUUUCUUCACACCUAAGCUGGCAGGAACAUCGGAGCACAGAGACCCGUUGGAAAACUGGGAGAACUACUGUGACUGUCCUUGUGUGUGUGUUUUUUUUUCCUUAUUCUGGAAAAAUAAUAUAAAAGCUGUUGGCUCUACUGAUUUCUCACUAUACUUGAAGACCAGAUUUACAGUAUCAUUUUUAUAUUUUGUGACCCUACGAUGUCGGACACCCACUGACCUAAAAUGACACCAUAAAAAAGGUGUAUACACCGUAGUUUUUAUGACCUCAUUCAUACAUGUUAGAACUUGGUUCAUGCACAUGGACCAAGAUAAACCAGUGUGCUGACAUUUCAUUUCUAUCUGCCUCCAUCAGAUAAUGUUUUGACGCUUGGGUGAGGUCCAGGCCGCACACACACACACACACGCGGUACAAUCGAGACUUUCUGCCUGAAACCUGUAAAAACGGAAUGUGUGGUCAGCAGCUGGUUCAGCUGUUCUCUAAUUGAUCAGCAGCAUGAAGCCGAAUCGAAGCAGGAGCUUAACAGGCUCCAUCAGGGCUUUGUAGCGCUCUCUGGAGAUCGAAGUUCUCUCAUCACAGAGCUUCAACAGAUAACCCUUUGUUUUUAUUCUGGCCAGUUGAUUGGCUCUGCGCUUCGUUUCUCUUUCUUUUUCCACUAUCUGUCUAUUUUCCUCUCCCUGCCCUGUCCCGUCCUCUCCUGUGUGCUCUUCGUCAAAGCAGCUGGAUCCAGAUAAAAGCUCUGUUGUUUUCUGUAGUUGGCUGGAGAGUGGACCUGUCAUGGUACCGACUGUCCAAGUGUGUGUGUGCUUUUGUUUGUGUGGACUUCAGCUCAUGAACACCUCCAAGACAGUGAAGGUCAGCCCUUUUCCUUUGUGUGGACCAUUUUAUGGUAUGACGUAGGGCCAGGGCGAGCGGAGGGGUUGUUUAUGUUUGGCUCCAAAGCCAUUUAACACAGGGUCAAAGGUCGAUCCUCUAUAAACUGGUAUUCCAGUUGCUGAGCAGCAUGCUUUGGAGAUAAUCCCCGUGGUCAGACAGUGGCAUUGCGUUUUUUCAUUCUGCAGAUUUUAUAUAUUUAUUACAACAUUGGGCUGAAACCUGGAGAUAACAUGCAGGAGAGGGUGUAGAGAUGAUGAGGUCAUGGAAACGGGUGGCAGGAUAUGAUGUAUGACAGGACGGGAUAAAGCAAUGCAACACACUGCUGCUAUAAGUCGUCUUUUUUGUUAAAGGAAUGCUGUGGCGUCUUUCUCAGCCGCUCCCGAAGGUCUGCUCUGAUAAACACAAUACCACCUUACUUCACUUAUGCAUUAGUAGCCAUGUUAAUGUCAUUAAAUGGGUGGCAGGGUUGUGCUCUGGUUCACUCUGAAAUAUAUCAACAACUCCUGAAGUGAUUUCCAUUAAAUGUUGCACAGACAUUCAUGUUCCCUUGAGGAUGAAUCCUAAUGACUUUGAUAAUCCCCUUUAAUUCCCCUCCCUCUUUUUAUUCACUCUCAAGCUCACUCGACCACCGCUGCUCUCCCUCUUUGAGCCGGAGGGGUGAAGCCUAUUUUGACUAGUUUGUGUACAAACAGCAACCAACUAUUAGUUCUCACUAUAGCUUUAUACCUUUACAGGGCAGGAAGUCCGGGCUUCCUUAAAGGUGAGGUGUGUUUGCACAAUAUUGGACAUUUGCAAGUAUCUGAUGUGCUGAUAUUUUCAAAGUCAUGUCGGCUUCUGUUAAUACCCUGUACAUACAGUUAUUUUAUGAUUGAUGUACUGAUUGAUUUUACGAGAAUAGUAAAUGUAUUCUUUUGAUGCUGUUCAGAGUGAGACUUUAGGAGAAGCAUGGUAAAGAGUGUGAGUGUUUGAGUAGUGUUGUUCUGCUCCUCUUUCCAUCUUCUGUACUUUAUAAGCCUUACAAAUGACUAUGUUGUCAUCAACUCUUGAUAAUACUUCCAUACAACCAACAUGUGGAAGCAUUUAUUGGCUCGCAUGAACUGUCACCAAUCAAUCAAUCAAUCAAUCAAUCAAUCAAUCAAUCUUUAUAUAUUCAGCGCCACUUCACAACACGUUAUCUCAAGACACUUCACGAAAAGGGCUGGUCUAGACCUGGCUCUUUGUUUUAUUUACAAAGACCCAACAUCAAGAUGGGGUAAAAUUGAGUCCCAUCUUUUAAGGCCAGACCCAUCCUGAUCACCACUUUAACUGCCACAGGCGUAACGCUUUGCAAGGAAGAAGUUCCUUUUAACAGGCAGGAAGCUUGGACAGUCAUCUGCUGAGACUGUGUUGGGAUUAGAGAGAGGGAUGGAGACAACAACAACAACAACAACAACAACAGUAGUACAUAGACAUCAGUGAUGAGAGAAAAAAUCAAAACAGCAUAGUGCAACGAUAUUUUGUCUGGUGAUAUAUUGUAUCGUCUUAUCCACCAAGUAUCAAUUUUUUUAAAUUAAUUGUUAAUAUGAAGUCAAAUCUAUGAUAAUGGAAAAAUAAAAUCAACUGUUUGUCCAGUGAGGUUGGCAAAGGUGACAUCAUAGAGCAGAAGAAAGUUAGUACAAAAAAAAAAUAUAUAAGGUUUGCAAGAUGUGCAACAUGGAAAUAAAAUACUGUGUAAAUAAGACGAACAUAAAGGAAAGGCAAAUGUUGAAUUGGCCAAACAAUUGAAAAAAUUAUAUAAAUUGUAUCGCAAUACUCACUGUUUAGGAAAAUGUUUAAAAUCGCAAUAAUAUUGUAUUGUGGCCCAAGUAUCGUGAUAAUAUUGUAUGGUGGGGCCAGUGGUGAUUCCCACCACUAACAGACAGAUGGUUACAGUGCCAGUGAUAAUAGAAUAAUUAUGCAUACUAUCAUUGAGAACCGCAUGUUGAUGGUGACAGAGUGAUUGUAGUUGAAAUGCUGUUGAAUGAAAGUCUUCAGGUCUAUAGUAGUAGCAUAUCAGUGAUAGAGUUUGUAAUAAUGAAGUUGAAAUGAAGAGACUGAUGCUUGAGUGCAGGCUGGUCCACAGUAGCAGGAAGUCCGUGGCAGUGAUCCAGAGGAACCAACAGGGUAAGGGAGCUCAGGGACUUCCAGAGGAGACUCUGGUUAGGUGAUUUACAUGGGACACAAUGAUUCAAAGUGAAAGAGACACAGACAGAUGGUCAUGGCACGCCCAUCGUUAAUGUGUUACCUUAUCGGCCUUACAAAUCCGCACAAAUAUUCAUACCUGCUGGUACAGAUAAACAACUUUUUCACGUUUCUAUCAGCAAAUCAUGGUAUCUUGUUGAUCAUAUCAUGCAUUUAUUCUGUAAAUGGACAGAACCAAACUGUACAAGUUUCUAUCACACCUAUUAGCUUUGUUAUCAGAGUUCACACACUGAUAUUGCCUGUUCACUGUGCAGGCUGCCAGUAGCUGAUUAAUCUAAUAAGACACUAAUACUUUCCUACCCUGCUGCAAAUGGCUUAGGCCUAUCCUAUUAUCAAGACAUGGGGAAAACCCUCAGUCUUUAAUCAAUCUUAAACCAUCUUAAUGUCUCAUCCGUAAGGUUGUUACCAUACCAAAAGUCCACCCUUUCACGGUAAGUUAGAUGCACUCUGCCUGCUCGUUCAUUUAACUUUUGUUUCUUUGUAUAGAGUUUGUCAAAGCGGCUGAGCCAAGGGUUAACUGAAAAAUAAAACAUUUUGAAUGCAAUUAUGAGCUUAUUACAUUAUUAUCAUGGCAGCUAAUUUUGUUUUUGACAAAAAAGCAUAAAAUAUAGCUUGUCUACAAACUGGUGGUGCAUUCAGGCAGAGGUUAAAAUAAUGAUAAAACAAUUUCUCUUCUGACCACAAAUAAAUAUUUUUACCAUCUCUGUCAUCAACACAUCGGUCACAUGUGGUCGAUCUCCAUGAUCUCAUGAUGUCAAAAAUAUCUUGGCACCUACACGCACACCCACACUCAUACAGCCCGUCAAGACAGUUUACACAGCAACAAAUGAGACCUUAUAUUUGUCAGCAUGUAGUGGCUGCCUGUGGUCAGUGGCUUCCAUGUCAGAGUAACCUCGACUUAGAGAAGUGAAUGACUUUAAACUAAAAACACUGAAUGGAUCAGCAUGUUAAGAUGUCAAAACUGUUAUGGUUUCACUUCUCUUGCUGAUGAAAAAACACUGUCUCGGAAACACAUGAUGCCACUUCCUUCCCUAACAAGCUUAUAUAAUUCAAUUCUGUUCUGUUGUUGAUUGGGUUGUCUGGGGCUCAGUACUGAGAAUUGGCUUUUUGAGUGUCUCUGAAGUCACACACAGUGACACUUACCACACAGGUGCAGUCCCUAUGUGCUGCGACAGACUAAAAUAUACGGCUCAGUAGGUAGGUGGCUUACCGUGAAGUGCCUUAUCAUUUCUGUACAUCACUCUUCUGCUUUCCCCGUCUUUGUCACAGUAUCAAUACUCUUUUUUUGUGGUUCGUCUUUUCAAAGCCACCUUCAGGUUCCCUCAAAUGUACCUGAAUUUCUUUGUAAACCCACAUGAGAUUUUGUAGGUUUUUUUUGUCUUCCUGUGUUUUAUUUCCCUCGUUCUUCCUCCUUUCCUCCCCUGAUGCUUCCUCAGAGGGAUGAAGCACAGAGCGAGCCGUUGGCAGAUGUGGGAACCUGAGUGAAGCUGUGAGGCAGGUGUGCCCUUAGUGUUCGCUGAUGAAAUAUUAGGCUCUUCCAGGAUGAAGCAAGGUCACCCUCUCACUUGUGCUCAUUGUCUUCACCUGUGUUGUUUAGUGAUUUUGUUGCUUCCCUCUUUUUGUGAAUUUUCUGGUUCUUUGAGAAAAAGUGGAGAUAAAAAUUGAGAGGAGGUGCAAACUACAGACAUAGAAAAACAUAGAGAGUGGGUUAUAAUUGAGUGAUUAAUUCAUAUGUACAAAAUAACCACAGCCAGAUGGUAAGAGGCCAAAAAGAGUUACUCUGUAGCCUUGAAAUAUUACAUAUAGGUGUCAGAUUUUAUUCCCAUGCUGCAAAUCUUUGCCAGCACAAGUUUGAUUCCCCAGUAGCAAGGGAAGAUAUGAUAGCUUUCCGACUGCUGCAGCAGCAGAAGAGCUCGGGGGGAGGAAUUGGAGCAGCCAAUCAAAUCCACUCCUAUAGCUACUGAACAUUGUGUCCACUAGUUUUGUUCCUGCUCUCAUUGCUUUCGGGCAUAUUGUGGAAAAAGUUCUUUAUUUUCUGCACUGUUCAUUACCUUCUGCUCGUGAUGGUGCUGACCCUUACAGUCUGACUUUACAUUAUGACAUCUUUAUUAAAUUUAAACUAAUGUAAUGUUUGCAAUGUUUUUACUAUCACAGAAAUGAUUGACACAAUGUUGAGGGAGAGAGAGAAGAAAGCAUGAGUGAGGUGGUGGGAAAGGAGGGUGUGAAAAGCAACUAAGAAGGAACCUUUGACGAAAACAUGAUGGGGAAAAAGCCUUGAAAAGAGCUGGGUAUCAUCACUGACUAGUUGGAUCUGAUUCAUUUCACAAGGCCCCCUUUUGAUUUGAUUUCAGAUUUGAUUCAAUUUGAUUCAGUAUCACUUCAUAUAGUUAUAUUUCAGUCACAGUACCAGUCUUGUUUAUAACAAUCAAGAGCUAAGGUCAGUAAAUGUAUCAGGGACCUUCUAACCAAAUGUGUCAUCUGGAACUUCUUUGUCAAACUGACUGUAAAGCAAAUAUAGUCAUGUACUUUUUAUUUCACAUGAUGACUAACACACUGCAGCAGUCAAAAUGAGUUACACUGUGAGCACUUAUUUGAUAAAGCUUCUUUAGAUGGCACCAAAAGUCUUCACUGAUACGCAUUUAUUUCUUUAUUUACUGUGUUAUUCACUGGCCAGAAGUUAACUUUGUUAUAUCCUAGGGGUGGGAGAAAAAAUCGAUACAGCACAGUAUCGGGAUAUUUUGUCUGGUGAUGUAUCGUAUCGUUUCAUUAACCAAAUAUCGAUUUUUAAAAAUUAAUUGUUAAUAUGAAGUCAAAUCUAUGAUAAUGGAAAAAAAAUCAACUGUUUGUCCAGUGAGGUUGGCAGAGGUGACAUCAUAAAGCAGGAGAAAGUUAGUGCAACAAACAUGUUUGCAAGAGGUGCCACAUGAGAAUAAAAUACAUUGCAAAUAAGACAAACAUAAGGAAAAGCCAAAUACUAAAUUAGCUAAACAGUUAAAAAAAUGUAUAAAUUGCAAUAAAUUGUAUCGCAAUACUCACUGUUUAGGAAAAUGUUUAAAAUCCCAAUAAUAUUGUAUUGUGGCCCAAGUAUCGUGAUAAUAUCGUAUGGUGGGGCCACUGGUGAGUCCUACCCCUAUUAUAUCCUGUCUAUCUACCUAAAAAGCCAUACUGUACUGUAGAAUAGUAAAACAUUGAUGUCCAGUAUAUCUACUACCUUAAAGCUAAUUGUUCUAGUGCAAAGGACUGACUGAUCAUUUUACACAAAUUCAUAAUAUACCCUGUAAAUAAGCAACAGUCUUUGUUUUUGUGAUGCUGUAUUUCACCUCUGUAUACAGUUUUAGGAUGGUCGUCUCACUCAAAUGAUUGUAUUUCAUAGCGGGGUUGGGUGUCCUAAAUAAUUGAGGCUUUAGAAGCCAGAAUGAUGACCAACACUGUACUGCUGAGUUUCCUAAUGCACGUAAGUUGCAACAGCCUCAGUUAUUUUAGGGCACUUAGAGAGCUGGGCGGUAACUUAAUCUUUAAUGCCUUCUUCUCCAGUGGGGCUUGUUUUAGAUUGUGCAUAUUUGCAUGUUGUUAAAUUAGGUGAUGCAAAGAUCUUUAGCUUUCCCAUAUUUUGUGUCCAAAUUGCACAGCUUGCAUAUGGGAUUGCUUUUGUCUCGCUCUUCUGUCUCUAAGGUUUUUACUCUACAGUUUCUUAGUGCCUUUAGUGGAACAGACCCCUUGUCCUGACACCUUAUGUGGCCAGACACUGAGAUUCUGACAGAAAUGGAUCAAGGAAGGUUGUAUCAAUGUGCAGUAAUUGAAGAUACUUUUUCAUUGUUUUAUCAUAUAGUAAUUACACUGGGGUCACCAAAACUCAACUUCCAAAUGGUUGGCAAAUGUUAAAAAUGAAAGGGUGAACUUCAAACAUCUGAAAGCAACACUGUUGCUAAUCUUGUGGUGGAGUAAUAAGUGUUAAUGUUGUAAUAAUCGUAUUUGAGCUUCCUGAGUGUUUCUCAGAAUUAGCAGUCUUAGAGUCUGUUACCAAGUUUGAGAAUUGACUUAAAAAUAGCAUUGUAUCUGAAAAUCAAACCUUUUCCGAGAAGGACUUGUUUUUUUUCUCCUAAAAUUCUUUUAUGACUGUACCACACUGUCUUGUGCUUUGACAAAUGACUUGAUUUAUGAUGAACAGAGCUUUUCAUUUAAUGUUGAUGUCCCAAUAUUUCUGCAAACAAAUCUGAUGAUUGAAUGAGCUUCUUAGCUGUGUGUAAAUCUAUCUUUGGGGGGUUUUUGGCUUUUUUUUUUCUGAAAUGCCUUCCACAAAAAGGGAAAAUAAUUGUGAGCUACAACGCUGGUUCUGCCAGAAUUUUAAUCAUUCAGCAUUUCAGCUGCUUCUCAGUGUGAGUCUCAAUAUGCAAAUCCAAAGAAAAGUUCGACUGUGGUUUGAAGCAGUGAAAAAGUUCAGAUGGCAGGUAAAUAUAGAGAAGUGACAGGUGUUUUGCACAACAGAGCAAACCUGACUGUCAUGAAAUCUGUUGAAGUCUCAACCUUAAUGAUCCCGCUGGAGCUCAUUGUGGAGCCUCCUCUGUCCAGGGAUGCAGAGACAUUUAAUAGCGGCAGAUUCUCCCUCCAUGCCUGAUGUUUUUAAAGAAGUGUAGGAGCAAAGCCAUAUAUUGUGGGAUAAUAAACCUUGGCAGGCAGCAGUGGUAGAGACAGUGCCAUCGACCUAAUAAUGCUGUUUCCAGCAGAGCAGGCGAUGGCAGUGAUUACUCAGUGGAGAUUGAGCCGCCUCAGGGUGGGGGUACGGGGUUAUUACCAAUUAUAGAUGAAUAAUAUCUCGACCUGCUACUGGGAGAAACAUUGUGUUUUUUUCUAUCUGACAGACUAAUAAAAGCUAAACUCAUUUAGAGGAAUCACACCGCUACAGUCUGGGGAAGCUUGGCUGGAUCUGGGUGAAGAUGGGUGGAGGGAUGGGGGUUUCUGCUAGAGUAACAAGGGAGAAAAAGAGACCAUUAUCCUGGUGGAUCUGCUUUAUGCGUUCACAGUCUCAGGAAGGUCAGGGAAAAGUUAACUACAAGAAAAAUGUCCUCAAGCACUAAAAGUCUGCUCAUAUUGUAUAGUUUUCUCAGCCUUUUUAAAAAUAACCUUUGACACUUAGGGCUGUAAACGGAACAUGUUGUUAUGCCAUUUUCAGCCAACGGUCUAUAUUUUUGCCUCUUUGUUAUUUUGAUAACACCCAGAACAUGUUCCUGCUGCUGCUGCAAAUACCAACAUGUGUUUUUGUCUGCAGCUGAAAUAGCGCCUCCAAUAAUAAGCCAUGCUAUAUAUUCAUCAACAAAGAACAGAGACGCGCAAGAGAAGGUCCUCAUCCUUUUGCUGAGAGACACAUGCAGACCAAGAGAGAAAGCACUGAAAGGAUGUUUAAUAGUAAAUAGUAAAAAAAAAAAAACAACUGCAUACCAAAUCUUGUUUUAUAAAGGAAACAAUCUCUGCAUUGCUUUGAACACUGUGUGGCAGUACCUGCGUCCAAAUGGACUUAAAGCACUUUUUGGCUCUUACUGAUCUUUUGUUUCAUGUCUAGAUCUUUGCUUGUGUUCUUCUUGUUCUUAAUUGUUUGUCCCUCUUUGUAACAAUCUAAAUGGAAAAUCAUUAAAAUGGACGCAUUGAAUAAAACAAGGUAAGAUGCUUUUUUUAUGAUCUUUUAAAUAAAAUCACAUUUCAGUGUCUUUAAAAAAUUAAGUCAUCACAUUUGAAUUAAAUGAAAUAUAAUCAUGUUUGUGAAUAAGGCAGCAAAGUAUUAUCAUUUAAUCACCAUCAAAAUCAAAAUAUGGAUGGUGGGUCUCAUAAUGAACAGACCUUGGAUCUAUUGUCUCGUAACUCACCCUGUUAAACAUCUGUGUUGCACUGUUGUUUCCUAACAUAACUCUGCCUGAGUUGUUAGUUAACUUGUCCUACUUUUGUUCUACUUUGGUCCAGUCACCAUGUCUCUCAAUCUCUCAUUCCCCUGGCGCUGUAGUUGUGAAAGAGCUCUGGCCUCAUUCAUGAAGGGUACACUUAGUUUCAGAUAAAUGGUAUCGUACACUGUUUGGCAUUUAAUACUAAACCCUACAAAUAAGACAGAAAUGUUUUCUUCACAUGUAUUCAAAGAUUUUUUUACAUUUAAAAAAAAAUAAUAAGAGUAUGUUUUUGUGAGUUAUUUGCAAUAUUCUAACAUUAGUGUUAACUUGCUGUCCCCACAGGAACAGCCCUGAAGAAAUUUUGUAAAACUAAAUAACCAGGAAGGUUUUGAAAAAUCAUGAAUAUUCUUGAUGGUGAGGAAAGGGUACUUAAAGAGUUAGUAUUAUGUUUUUUUGUUUUUUACUAACAACUGUUAUUUUUAUAUUAUGGGUGCCAGUACUGAGUGUUGGCAAAGUUUCAAAUUGUAAAGUUUUAAGUUGUUUCUAAAUGGCUUAUUCAAAACGUUGCAUGAGAAUUUUGCAACAGGAACAUGACAUUUACCCAAUUCGAGAUUUCGUCAUGAAUUGGUGAAUCACUUCAAAAGUUUGUAAUAGAUACAGCACUGAUGCGUUCUUGUUUGCUGGGGAUUAUCAUGUCUCUUUCCAAAUUUUGCAGGGCAGAUUUGGGGCCAACAUCAACUUCCAUGUUUUAUAGUUUGUCACUUUAAAUAAGGAAAUACUGGUGAACUCAUUGAUGACUACUUUGCAGCAUGACAACAAUGGAGGAGGCUUCUUGGGUGUUUUCAAGUAUUUGAUUUCUGUACCAUAAUUUUUAAUGCUUCUUAGUACUGUGAGUGAAUAGGUCUCAUGCCUCAUGUGGACUGAGGAAGAUCAGCAAAGAGGUAAAGGGGUAAAGAGGUAACCUUGUCUACAGGGGGUGGUGAAUUCGACACAAACCCAAAGUUCCACACAGGAGCUUUGCCUAUGUUUAUAAAACUACAUAGAAAGUCAGAGUUUGUAUUGGUGUAAUAUGUAUCAAUAGAUUUUUUGGGGAUCGCAGGGUCAUGAAAUGUUGCCUUAAAGAGCUGGAAAAGUCUUGAGAAUUAUUGGCUAAAGUUAGUUUGAACCCAGAAAUAAGUCCUUAACUGGGUAAGUGAACCAUGCACCCUUUUCCUGGACUUUCUCUAGUCUGGGCUGCAGAGUUAGUUUAAUCUUUCAGGCAAGGUUUCUCACAUUGUUUGUUGACUUUGUGACUGUAGAUUUAUUUCAAUAUUGAUAUUUUUAAAUUUAAUUUUUUCUUAUUUUGUUAUAUUUCAAAACCUGAAGCUGUGCUAUUGCAGCUGGACACUGUUAAAAAAUAUUUGAUUUUAAAAUAAGAGUUCUUGUUUAAUUAAAUUUAAACAACAACAAUUAAGGUGGUUUGGAAAGCACUUAGGCUGUUAUACGGUGAAGUGGAUAAUACUCUGAGGCUGUAAUUUAACUCUCUUGACUUGUUUUGACAGGGAAAACACCUGAGCUUCCUUUGUGUCAUCCUUCAUAGUAGACUUAUUGACUUUCUCUCUCUCUCUCUCUCUCUCUCUCUCUCUCUCUCUGUGUCUGUCUCUCUCUCUCUCUCUCUCUCUCUCUCUCCCUCUCUGUAAUUAACAUGCACAUAGGAUAGGCUGUUAGAUCCCCAGCCACCCCCCACCUUCCGCCCUUCAUCACCCUCCCUCUCUCUCUCCUGCCAUCUCCUCCACCAGCACUCCUCCCCCGCCACCAAUCGAUUUUUGUCCCUUAUUUUUCUGUCUUUGACUCCUCCCACUCCUCCUCCCUUUUUAUUAAUCAUUUUUAAACCCCCUUAUUUCCCCUCCUGUCUCCUCUUCCUCUCCCUAACCUCCGCCUCCCAAUCCCCUUCCUGUCUCCUCUGCAUCCAUCUACCUCUACCUUACAGACUAUAUUGGCUAAACACAUUACAGAGCAGACAUGCUACCGCACGCCUCAUCAAUUCCACUGUUAACCUCGUGUGCCCUUGUUCCAGCAUCUUCUCCUGUGUGUGUGUGUGUGUGUGUGUGUGUGUCUGUUUGUUUAUCAAAAACACACACAUAUAAGAGUGACGAUAUAGAUUCUCCCUGACUUUAUCUCCUCUCGCCAUCCCUUUACCUCCACCACCCCCACCUGCUCAUCUGCCACCAUCCCUUCAUCUCUCCCUUCAUUCCCCUGUACUCCCCCCUGUACUCCCUCCAUUCCAUCCUAUCUCCUUUCCCCUUCAUCACUAAUGGCUCACGUGUGGCUAAUUAGAGAGAUUUUUUUUGUUUUAAUAGCUUCCUUGGUUUUGUUUUUAAGGGCGGUGUUGAGCCCAUCAGGAAAACUUUCCCUGAACUGAUUGUUUUUGUUUGCAGCCAAACACGUGGCGUGGGUUGUUGUUGUUGUCUCAUACGUUUGUGCAUUUUAUUGUAUGGUAGUGCGCUGCAGAGAGGAGGGGGGACGGCGCGAUGUCAGACUGGUCAUGUGACUACCUCAAACAAAGGACCCGUGGCCACAUACACACACAUACACACAGAGGAAUUUGCUUUACUGGCUUUUUAGUUGUACCCACAGGUGUGUUGUCACCCUCCAGACAAAGCCAUCGCUGAAAGAGAUUCAGAAGCAACUUUAUCAUUGUCUCAUUUUUUAACUUGUGACACACACUGAAUAUCCUCACACACGUACAAUGGUCUCGCAAACCCUUUUGGCAGUGGAUCAAUGGCGGCGACUAUUCAGGCACUGUCAAUAAACGCCUCUGUGUGGUGGGCGGCUCUAUGCAGAUUGAUCCCUGAAUGUUUUCAUAUGAAUGUAGCCGAGCUGUUCUGCCAUAGAGUUGUCUCCAUUGUUUAUGUGUGCAUGUGUUUAGCUCAUGCAUUAGCUUUCCCUUAUCUGUGAGAUUUGAUGAGUGAGUGUGUUUGUGUGUGUGUGUGUCGAAGUGUUGUCAAUGAUGUGUGUCGGACUCACAGCUUGAAAAUGGCAGCCAACAGAUUGUAUUGUUCGGUUGCCUCCAGCUCCUUGACGAGAACAUCAGGGACAUGUCUCGUGUUGUUCACCGUAAGAACACACACCACUGAGCUGUGUUAGUCUGAGGAGACUCUGUCAUUUACUGAUAUUUUAAUCCAGCUUUAUGUUACACUUUUGAGAAUAAGGAUUGUGGUUGUUUUACCAUAAAAUGCUAGUGUGGUAAAAAAAAAAAAGUUUUGGUCAGAUUUGGGUGAUCUUUAAUUUGUUUGCGACUUUAUGGCACCGAUACUGCUACUCAUUUCUCUAGAAUUGAUAAUAACCCAGUAGCUAUACAACCUGCAUGCUUUUAUUUGGCUUGAACUUUUUCAGAUCACUCUUAGAAGUCUGUAUUUUUACAUUUUCUUUUGUUAGAUGUUUCUUUCACAUUCAUCUGGCUUCAUUGCAGUUAUGCGACAGAGCUGAGAAAAGACCCUAAACAUUAGGGGUGGGAGAAAAAAUUGGUACAGCAUAGUAUUGCGAUAUUUUGUCUGGUGAUAUAUUGUAUCGUCCCAUCCACCAAGUAUCAAUUUUUCCAAUUAAUUGUUUACAUUAGUCAAAUCUAUGAUAAUGGAAAAAUAAAAUCAACUGUUUUUCCAGUGAGGCUUGCAGAGGUGACAUUAUAGAGCAGGAAAAAGUUAGUGCAACAAAUAUAGCAGCACCUGGGGAAAGACAUUAGGAAUGAAAGCAGGGCACAAAUGAGAUGGACCUGACAUAUAAUGUUACCAAGAAGUGCUACAUGAAAUAAAAUACUGUGUAAAUAAGACAAACAUAAAGGAAAGGAAGAUGCUAAAUUAGCUAAAAAGUAGGAAAAAAUUGCAUAAAUCCCAAUAUAUUUUAUUGCAGUAUUUACUGUAUUGCAAUAUGUUAAAAAUCGCAAGAAUAUGGUAUCAUGGCCCAAGUGUUUUGAUAAUAUCGUAAAGUGGCCCAAGUACCGUGAUAAUAUCGCAUCAUGGCUCAAGUAUCGUGAUAAUUAUGUAUCAUGGGGCCACUGGUGAUUCCCACCCCUAAAAGAUCAUGUCAUAUUGAGGUUUCAACGUGUGAUUUCCCAUCAUAUAAUAUAUCAGUGCAGAGGCAUGAAGGGUAUGGCUUGUAAACGCACAGCUUUCUGGUGUAAUCCCUUAUUGUCUGCCCCCAUCUAGCUUUAACUAUAGCAUUCAUUGAUUGCAUCAUGUAUUCAUCACCAAUGUCAUCACACAGCUGUCUUUUUCCACCGUCAUAGUUAGAGCCAUGCUGCACAUGUGCAGUAACAUUUCUCCUCUGUGAUUACUGUAUAGCACCGCUCCUGUUAUGAAGUUACUGAGCUGUCUUGUUUACAUCUCACAGCCCAUACAGAGCUGUUUGUAUGUUUUUGCAUUAAAAUAAAGUCAUCUUAAAUUAUAUGUGUGUUUAGAAAUGAAACCACGAAUAAAAAGUUACUUGCCAUCACAAAAAUGUUCCUGUGGGCCUUUCACCUCCUAAAUAAAAAAUUUCAUAGGAUUUUAUUUCUUGGUGUGCCCUGUGCACAUGACACCUCACAAAGACUAACCUGUUGACUUGAAAUUAACAAGGUUGUUUAGAAAGCUGUGGAGAACGCUUAUCACAUUUUCUCAAGGCUUGUUAUUAUGUCACUGUCAAUCCAGUUGAUCAAGCUACAAAUACUUAUAGUUCAAAAAAUCUCCAAAAAGCAGCAAAUCCUCUUCUCAUAGUUGCUGGAAGCAAAAACAUUUGCUCAAAAAUCACUAAAAUUAUUAAGCAGUGAUUUUUAUAUCAUGAUUUUCUGCAUCAAAUUUGCAGCUAUGCUUAUGACACUCCAACUGUCUUUUCUCCAGAAAAUACAGUAUGUAAAAACUAAUGUUAUUGACUCUAUAGUUAAAUGUCUUCCUUGCCUGGCACUGUGAUCAUCUUCCAGGAAUCCAACAGUGGAGGAGGGGAUGCAGGGUCACCCCCUCCACUGACAAUGCUGCCAGAUAACUCGACAUCAGCAAAUUGGUAAAUUUAAAGUGUAAUUCUGAGGCUGUGCCUGCUGAACCAAAUGGUAUGCUGUGGUUUAGAAGAGGUCUGGUUGAUAGGAGGCUCCUUUAUGAUCACAAUUGAACUCUUCACAACAGGUUUUGUGUCCAUUCUACAUCAAAUCUAGUCCCUUUCAAGCCAGCUUCCAUUCUUGGUCUCCUUCCCACUCUUGGUUGGGAUACUAAAAGCCGUUUUUGGAGAUUUUGUUUACUUCCAAAACCAAAGAUUUGGCCAAACCACUUCUGUAAGGUCUCUAGAGGUUCACAUACUUGCUUUUGAGGAAAAAUUCUUGAGCAACAGUAGAGACCACGCAUGAGUCUUUAGCACCAUUUAAUUUGUAGCUGUCUACCACAAACACACACACAACAGGACCUUCAGAAAUAUUCUUGUGACUUCAGUGAAUUGAUGAAAGAAAAUUUGUUUACUUUCAGGGUAAAUCAUUUCAUGAAAAGCAAUCUAAGACCAGUUUUACACUCAUUAAAUUGACAACCUUUAUGACUUUAACAACCAACUGCUGGUGCAGCAGGAUUUCAGACUACUGCCACCCACUGUGUGUGUUUACAUCUUUUGUCAGAACAUCAGUUGGUCACGUUAAAGACGAGACCUGUAAGCCCUGUAGAUCACACACAGCAGUGAGACAUCACACACUCUCUAAUGAGCACGUUUGCUGCAUUUAGACUGCAACAGACCCUUUGUUUCUCUUUCCUCUUAUUUAGAAACACACACACACUGGUGUCACAGCAGCAAGCUUCAGAGUGUUCCAUAUCCAGGCACUGUUUAUGUAUACAGGACAGAUAUCCAGCUGUGUAAUAUAUGAGUGUGUGUGUGUGUCUAUACUGCCAGAACACUGCAGAGUGUGCAGCUAUUAGAGCGGCUUUGCCAGACUGGUAGACAUCCGACUUUCACCGUAGUGCACCAUUAUGUGCCGCCCCCCCCUCAGAGGUGUCUGGCAAAGUGUGGCUGCAGAGAGCGUGGAAGAUAAGAAUAGAGAGAGGCAGAUGCAUAUGGCGAGCACUCAGGAGGGCAGCUUUUUGGACGCAUUUUCUGAUGACUCUGCUUUGCUGUCCCUUCUCUGCGGUUCAGAGUCCGACCACAGGAUCACUUUACUGAUUUUAUUUCUUGGUGUGAUAACUGCGUCCUUAGCUUUUAUUGAUUUUAUGCAUAACAGAGAGAGCGACGUAACCGAGCUGAGUUGAGAAACGCAGAAAAAAUUGUGCAUCAUUUAUACUAAAAGCUUGGACAUAGUUAUGUCAUAUUAGAUACUUUGUCAGUAUUUUCAACAAACACCUUACAAUUGGUGCUAACACUGGUGCUGCUGUGAGUGGGGGCAACAAAGAACUCCCCAUGUCUCUGUCAGUCCUGUGAUCCUCUGUUGUUUUAUUCAUCUUUUAUUGUGAGUCACUGGAGUUUUUCUUUUAUCUGCUUGUUUUUACAGCCUUGUAGUGAAAGCCAUAAAACAGCCUGAAACACAUUGUUAAAAUUUGUCUGAAGAUCACUUGAGUGAAACGAGAUCUGAAUUUUUAUUGCAGCCUACAAGUCCUCCAAAAGGCAGUGCACAUUUGAGAUUUUCUGAAUCUUGUUCAACCCUUCUGCUGCCGGACUAGAGCUGUGCAACGCAUUAGAUCGUCUGAUUGACUGUAUGGUUCUCACACAUUCACAAAGCCAGAACAAACUAGGGCUGCACGAUUAAUUGAUUUUAAAUCGUAACCAGAUUAUUUGAUUAUGGUGAUGUUAAAAAAUUAAAAUCAUCAUUUCAGUUUUCCUCUCUAUCAUGUCUCACACCUCCAUGCCACCAUAGGCUCCCCCUUCCUGUGGGUAGCCUACGGUGGAAACAUGGCGGUUGCAAAAGAAGGCGAUAAUGUCGUGGCUAAACAGGACAAGAGCAAGUCAGUCGUUUGGAAUUGGUACAGCUUCACAGUUUCAGAUGAAGAGCAAACCACUCCCCGCUGCGAAGUCUGUCUGAAGACGGUAUCAACCCGUCCACACAGAAACUAAUUCAGGAGUAAAUGCAAACGCUUUUUGGCAUAUCGGCGUUUCAUCAACAUUGAAACAGCCUUUCAGAUGACUAUAAACCGUACUUUUUGAAAACAAGUCAGAGAGUGCAUAAAUCCGUAAACGACUACCAUUUCAUCUCUGUGUGGAUGCCUAUCUGCAUCUCUUGAAACGAUUAUGUUACACAGCAUAACUCUUCUAUCAGUGUCCGGCCACAACAUCCUUUAUACGCAUCCUCUGUACUCUUCUUCUAUCUUUAGUGCAUUUCCUGUGCAACGUUACAGCACCACUUACUGGCUUGGCAUAUGCACUACAUCGUUUUUACUGGUUUCAUUCUGAAAGAUGAUAGAAAAACUUUUUAUUAAAGUGAAGUUUGGUGAAGUUGACACUGAAUGAAAAAUAGAAAAUUGAGUUUUCAAAGAAAAAAAAGUGGGAUUUUAUUUUUGGCCAAAAUCAUGCAGCCCUAGAUCAAACCUAGUAGGAGAAGACUUCUGUUCGUUCAAUAUAUGCAGUUCGCAACAUGCAAAGCUGGUGCAGCUGCCUGCAUGGCUGAGGGUAAAAAUGAGUGAACAAACAGCACCAGGACACGCAAACAAAACACCACCAGCCUUCGAGUUAGCUUUGUUAGAUUCAAUGGCUAGUUGUGGAUCAUCCUUAUGUGCAUGUUUGGCUCAUGAGACCCUAAUCUUCAGAUUAUGUCAGUUCCCAUUGAUCACAGCUCUACAAACAACUUGUUUCAUCAUCUGCCUCUAAACGGAAGGUAAGAGUUAAGAGGGAGGUAAGACUUUCUUGAUUCCCUGAGGUGAAAUUUAGCAAGACAAAAUGGUGCAAAGAGACAGACCCAGAAGGAAAGACACACCAGCAGUGAAGCCCAAAUAGUACACUUUUUUAAAGAUCAACUCAUUAUACUGGUAAGAUGAAACACUGACACCCAUAAUGAGCUGAAUGCUGAAUCUCAGCCCUGAUAAUCAGGGGCGGAAGUAAGCAGAGUGCAUGCUUUGCCUUCAUGCCUCAUCAAACCCGACAGAGAUUUGCCCUCUCUGUGUUUACAACAAGCACAUGCUGACAGUUUGCAUAGCAGAGAUGCUGCUGAAUGUUAUGUUUUACCAGCUCUGCAUGCAGAUGCAUUUCAAAAUCAUCUGUAAUUGCACCUGCGAGUUCUCCGUUGAGAGCUGUGAAAUGUUAUUUUUUUUCCAUGUAAUGUCUCCAUUGUUAUGUUUUUCCCCACUUUCAUUAAUCAUAGAGAUAAAGGCCUGCAGCAAAUGCUUCACAUGUUGUAAAAAAAAAAACUCAAGAAUAGAAGUCAUUGACUUGUAGGACAGCCCCCCAGUAAGCAUUGAACACUGUCUGUUAUUUCUAGCGGAGGCUUUGUCGGCCCAAAAUUACAUUUGGUCCAGUUUCUCUGAAGUGUACACAUCAGUUCUCAUCGCAUUGCUGUAUGUACAGAGCAGCUGGAUGUUUGCAGAGAUGAGUGAAGACACUGCAUUUCGUUGUGUACGUGCUGUUCCACUUCUCCAAGGCUUAGUUUCGAAAUCAGGUCAUGAGCAAGUCUUUCCCCCCUCCUCUCCUCUUCUUCCUCAGUCUCCCUUUUCCCUCUCUCUCUCUUUGCCCCCUCAUUUUUCACCCUUUCUGCUCUAACCCACAUCCUUACACUUUCUCCAGUAAUAAAUUCUUGUUUUAUUUUUUUUCAUGCAGCAGGGGGCACAGCCUCAGCACCCCUCUGCAUCCCUCUCCUCCUCUCUGAUUACAUUUCAUUCCUCACCAUCAUUCUCCCUCUAUCUCUCUCUUGCUUUCUCCUCUCUGAUUCUCUCUCAUGCUCAUAUCUGUGAUCAGAUUAUGAGGCAUAUCAUGGGAUUAUUGAGUCUCAUGGCAGGUAUUAAAGUGGGAGAGCUGAGGGAUGGACGGAGAGGGUUGAUGAGUAUUUCAUGGUAAUGUGGCACCCAAUCUCAUAGAGCACAAAGACAAAAUGAUGAUAAAGAGCAUCGAGACCAUCGUUUUGUUCAUCACAGGCUUGUUUGAAUGGCCGAGGGGGUAAAGCAAUAAAGUCAGGAGAUAUCUUCACAGCCCCUGCAAUAAUAGAAGAGAGGAGUCAAUAGAAGGAGAGAACAAAAACUGACUUGUGCAAUGCUUUGAGACAUCCAUCUGUGCUGGAAUAAUUCUGUAGACUCUCAUGUUGAAUUGUUUAAAAUUGUACGCUACAAUAAGUGAUGGGGAGUGGAGUUUUGAGGAAAUAUAUCAGUCAGCUUCUGCUCGAUAGGAUUUCUCCACUAUGACAUCUUCUUCCUGGUACGGAGAAAUCCUUUUUCUGAUUGUGUUAUGUUUUUGAGAUUCAAACCUUAUUUUGGAAACAACAAUAGAGCUGUGUGUUGGCAAGAAUUUGGCUUUACUGUGCAUAUCCUGAUACAGAGGUGAUGGACUCAAUUUAUGAGCUAAGAUUCCUAAACUUUUCAGCCCGAAGUGCUAGAGGCAGGGUCCCCAACGGGCUCUUGAGGUAGUUAGAUGUUGCUCACUGCCCUAAGUGACAUUACGGUGGUUAAAAAAAAAUCAUCGAAGCCAGACAACCACUUUAUCAUUGAAAAUAAAAAGAAAAAACAGUUAAAAAAAGACUAGAAGCAGAGUUUAAGAGUCCAUGUCUAGGCAGUAGAAGUGGAAGGACUUCUCGAUAAGUUAUAAUAGAUUCUAACCACUACUUCUGAGUAAAAUUGUACAACAAUGGCUAAAUUAUGCAAUUACAAAUAAUUACAUUUUUUUAAUUGAAUUUUGUUAAAUUUAAAGCUCUUGUGAGGAACGUCUGACUUGUGUCCACUUGCCACCCCCUGUGACGCCACAGUCUUUGCUUAUCUUGUCCUCUACAUGCAUAAGUGGUAUCUCGUGACGCACAACUCCUCCUGCUGCCUUUUGACAGUCAAGUUUAUCAUUCACCGGGAACAAGGCUGUUUCCUCUGCUCCUCAGCUGACACCUACCCGCCUCACAGGUUUUGGGCAUUUAAAAAAAAUGAGUUUAAAACAAUCUUCGAUCUUUGCCCCAAUAGCCUUGUUUGCUUUUGGAAAUAAUGAAAAUCCAUCAACACAGGUCAAAGUGUUUUGUAGAUGUCAAAAAAGUCCCUACAGGAACUUUAAAAAAAUAAUAAUCUUUUUUUUUGUCUCCAGACCCCCUCAAGAUAAUAAAAUACAGUAAAACAAAAAAGGUCCAGUUCUAAAAGAUGAUGGCAUCGGUGCUCAGUUAAUGAGUAAACAUUAACCCUUCCUCGUCCGUACUGUAAUGGACACACACACACCCAAUAUCAGAGCUAACAGCUGUUUUAGUUCAUGGGACAAAAAACUUUGAGUGUUUGAGAAAGUCAUUGUAAUGAAACUAGUGUUUCAAUAACCUACCUGCUGUGUGUGAGGUGAGCUUCUAUUUUUUUGGUUCAUAUGGGGACCUAAGUUAUUGAUUCAGCACUGUUAAAAAAGUCAAUGUAGUGUCACUUCAUAGAAUAUUGCAAGACUUUUUUAGUGUAUUAGUAGUUUUUUACACCCCCAUGACCCUGUAUAUGUUUUUGCUCAGAAAUAGUUAGUGACUCUUAGCCUGUGGCAGCUGAUGGUAACACCCUGGUGCAGAAUCACUAAUCACAUGAGAGCGAGAGAUUCUGUUCAAUGUGUGAAUUUUAGGUUUCUGUUCAUGAAGCCUUGGUUUAUGUUUGUCAACUUGGAAAGCACGUCUUCAAAUUCUUUAAGACAUUCUGAGUUUUUGCUCGUACUUGCAUCCGGAAACUCAUUUUUCCAAUUACCCUGACACCACAUGAAUGCAGCUUUCUCCUCAUGGGGUUUCCCCCUUUUCAGUUUCCAGCAGUUUUCGUCAGCCCUUUUUUUCCCCCUACAGACAGCUUCACCCACUUCAUUUGUUCUAGUUUCCUCCUAUUUUCCCUGUUCCUCAUUCCUGUCCUCGCUUCUUUGCUUUGUUUGACAUUUUCUUCCAUCUCAAUGAGGUUGUUUCAGCUUGAAUUUCAGUUUCUCAGUCUUCCAGACAGAUGGCAGAUCUUGGGGUCAUGGUGAGGUGUCUGGGUGUGGUUGAUCGCCCACAGGGUGGAUGGUUUUACUCCAGCAGACAUCCCGUCAGAGAAUCCCUGUCUUCUGUCUGCCUCAGCUAACUCACUCUCUUUACUCUCCACCAACUUCUAUCCACACAGUCCUGAGUCCUUGGCCUACCUGCUGUGUAUCAUCAGUGUGUUUGUGCCUGAGUGACUGUGUGCGUGUGUGUGUGUGUGUGUGUGUGUGUGUGUGUGUGUGUGUGUGUGUGUUUGUUUGUUGGGUGACAGAAUGGGGUUUUGUGGAGACACAGCCCCCAGAGUGGGACUGGGAACAGAUUGGUGUCUGAGCCUCCAUGUCCUGACUCAUUAAUCUCCUCUUUAAUUCAUGGUCUCACCGCCGGCUCAACAUACACACACACACACACACACACACACACACACACACACACACACACACACACACACACACACACACACACACACACACACACACAGCCAACACCAAGGUCUAAAAGGAGGCGAAAGAGUGCAUACAGACACAUUGGUGCUGGUACAAACAGCAGCAAGUGUCACCUCUGAGGGGGGACUUAAAUGAUUUUAUUUCCUAAUUCCUUUCGCUUUCUUUUCCACUGUUUGGAAAUGAUUCAUCACUAGUCAAAGCAGUCGUGUCCUCCAACACCAUCCCCUCACUGGCGACAUUGAUCUCAGGCUUAAGUUGGCAGCAGUUUAGCCAAAAGAGUGAUGUCAACAGGAGGGUGCGGGUCACUGUGCUGUGAAGCUGCUCAUCAUUCAGUAAGCUAAUUGGCUUCUAAAAGUCCUGCUCGCUGGGUGAACUCUGAAUCUUUAUUUCAAGGGUAUGCAAUAAAGGGAAUGAAGAGAGGCUGAGAAACCUGAUGACUUUCUUGGAAACUCACCCAGUUGGUGAUAACCUCACUUUAGUGACAGCUGGGUUCUUUUUGUGCUGAGAUAUUCUGCCUGUCCGCUUUAAGAUGACAUUCAUUUAUUGCUCAUAGUGUUGUGGUGAAAUCAUGUUGAUGAACCCAGUGUUUUCUGAUACAGCAGAUCAUUUUCAAGUCAAAAACUCCCCAAAAACCACCAGAAUGAAAAACACUACCUGGAAUAUAUCAUCAUCAGUAACAAGUCCUAUAGUGUUGUUUUAACCGCCAUACUAUACACCCUUAAUAACACUGACAGCAAUCACAGCACACUGGAUACUACGCAAACAUAUAAAUAUAUGAGAGAUCAAAUGGCUUCAGUUUUCAUAUCCGUGCAGCGAUAAAAUAUCCACAACAUAUUAAGGAUGCAACAGUCCACCAUUUACUUUGGAAGGAUCAGUGACGUCUUAGUGCUCCCAGACUUGCACAUCCAUCUGAGCUCUUAAAGAUGAAUAAAGGUGAGAGCAGUUUGAGGGGAAGGAGUGCACUUGCUCUACUGUAAAGAAAGGAAGGAAGGAGGCUCUCCAUUAAUCAUGUAGGACAUAAUGCAGAUGGUGAAAAGAUUGUCUUGGUUAUCAUAUUUUUAUGAUUGAAAUUAAAAAUUCUAUAGAUUAAUAAACCUUCCACCACAAGAACAGUCUACACAUUUCUGCUUUCAAUUCUUACACCAAAGCAUUUCCUCUUAUAUUCAAAACCUAACUGCCAAUAAACCUGAUUCUUAUCUUGUUUUUUAUUAUGUGAUUUUAAAAUAUCCAUAAUCAAAAUAGAUGAAAAAAUACAAUUAUGUAGUCAAAGAGGCUCCAAUUUGUCAUGAAUUGAUAAGCAAACUGAAAAUCUCAGUGAAAUCUCUGUUUAUAAAUGCUUCAAUGAAUAAUGACAAGAUUAGGCUGUAUGUUUGAUACAGUUACUCAAACAACAUAACUACCAAUUAAAAAAGUUUCACUCAGGGUUGUUUUAUCAGUUAAGCAUCCAGUCAGGUGUUUGUUAACAUCUGAGAGUGCAAAAUAGCAGAGACAGCAACAAGCUGCAGUUUGAUGUCGGUCACAGUGCAUUUAACAGGACUAAACAACAGAGCACACAGAUGAUGCUGGCUAACAAAUGCUAGGGUUACAGAGGGAGCUCAAAGUUACAUUAUACACAGAUAAAAACAAAAAGAAGGAAAUAAGGAAAUGAUUAUGAAGUGUAUACUUGGGUAACUCCUGUUACCAGAAUUUUGUGAUAAUUGUAGUUAAAUAAAUUCUCUGAAAGCCCCUGUGACAGGUUUUUAGGUGGCUAUAGAAAGGACUGAGAUUAGGGGCAACAGAAACAAACCAGACCAUUAAUAUGAAUAUCUGCUGUGCUUUGAACUGUUGUUUUGGAUGCCUGAAACUGCUGCUGGGGGUGUAGGUGUUAAACAAUAUCUCUGAACAGCAUCAUACAAAAACAGGUACUUUUUUCCAUUUUCCAUGAGAGUCUUUGUUAGUGAUGAAUUCAGCAGAAAGAUACCGGAUACAGAGGCUUUGACAUUUACUUGUGAUAUGCUAUAAUUUACCUAACCACCUAAUCUGGAAACACUGGAUGAACCACAUAUAGGUCAAAAAUAUUACUCUUUAUUCAAGCAGAGGGGAACACCUACUUCACUGUUAAUUAUUACAACAUCAGCCUCAAAGAGACCAAGUCAAAUUCCAAUUUGUCAGUCAAACUCUGCUCAUCUAUUUGGUUUGAAGUUGCGUUAGUUGACUCAAACUAGUGGAGGAGACACAGCAUAUGCAGGCUGUACUCUUUACAAUCCUGCAUUGACCCUCCAGUGUUCAACAGUCACAUUGAUUUUGCCGGAGCCGAACUGUCUACACAGCUCUUGUCUUUCUGAAAACAAACUCUUUGAUUACAGGCCAGUAAACACUGAACAUUUUCAGGUUAAAGUUCAGUUUCUUUACCACUAGCCAGUUAAAAGCUGAGCAGUCUCAAACCUGACCUUAUCAGCUGAAGAAAUUCCUUGAGCUGGUGCAACUUUAUGGGUAGGAAACAUCAGUUAUAAGACUGGAAACAGAAAGUAGUCAGUGGGGAACGCUUUUAUUUCAUCCGGCAGUUGUUGUCAUGGAAAACUCUGAAUUUGUCUUGAACAGGUAAAACAUGAGAUUAACAUCGGCUUAUGUAGGAGGAAGAUGUGGUUGAGCCAGAAAAGAGAAAUGCGUGGGACAACUAAUCGUGAUCCGGCUCACCAAACAUGUUGUUAAGUGUUCUACGCAAUGGAAUGAAUGUGUAUAAAGAAAGCGCAUUUUAACAUGUACUGAGGUCCUCAUGGUUUACCUUGACUUUGCUCCUAAAAUCUGCUCUUGUCACAUGAAGAAGAAUCCGGUAACCACAGGGGGCAUCCAUCAGCUAAAUACCUGGCUAUUAUGCUCUGACUGUGCUGUGAGUUUCUCUACACGGUGCUUUGCCCUACAGUAAUUCCUACCUAUCAAGGUCACUUUUGAUUUUUGGCUGUAAGCCCUGACUGCCUCGCUCCUAAAAAAAGCCUCAGCCAUUGUUGUGAGGGUAAAAGUGGGUGGAGGUCUUUGGGAGGAGCAGGAAGUGAUAAAACUCGAGGAGAUGAUGAGGACAUUGAUAAGAAGGGAGGAACAGACGCUCAUAUUGUUUGUGUUCUUUUUUUUUACUGGAAACAAAUUUUAUGCUUUAGAGAUCAAAACAGACGUCAAGAAGCUACAAGCCUCUGAAAUGAUGAAACACCAGUGGUGAUAAUGAAUACAGCUAUUGUGAUCAUAUGAUGAUGGUGUGUAAAUACUCAUCAGGGUUGUCAUUGAAAUCACUGUACUUUAUUUUUUUACUGAAUCAAACUAACUCAGUUCAAGAUUAUGAUGAGCACAGCAUGAUUAAGGGACUUAGAGACUUAUCGUCCACAACAACAGCAAUAAAAACACAACUUUCUUUUUCUGUGUGAAGCUCAGGUGAAUGGGUAACACUGGUGUUGCUGAUCUUACUGGGAAGGCAACAUAUUUUUGCACAUUGAAGGUCUAAAACUAUGGUUUUUUGUGCCUGACUAUGGAGCCUUCAUUCUGGACUGUGUAAAAGUACAGUUUGGAGCAAUUUCCAUCAUAAAGGCAGGUAUUUAACAGAUUAUGCAUGAUAUCAAUCUGAUUUCACUUUGCUCAACAUUCACUUGCCUAUUAGUGCAUAGGUCAUCACUGUGAUUGGUUGGUGGAUAGCUAGGCCACUCUUGAACUAUGAAAUGGAUAACUGCCUUUUCUAUGUAAAUUCUCUGAAAAAAAUUAGACUGUAGUAAUUGGAGAGGGUUUUUGUUAUUGUGCUAGUCUUACUGCACACUGAUCAUUUGAAAAUUUUAGCCAAUAUACACACAAGUAUCACUGGUCAUGGGUUGGCUCCAAGAAAGCCCUUGAAAUAUGUAAUUUAUCAAAACAAACAUGAUGCACCUGUUUACAUGGCAGUUUAGUUUGGAUACAAUACAAUACAAUAUAAUUGAUUUGAUGUGAUAUUUUCCAGUACUUUACAUUAUGAUGUGAGUCAGCAGAAAUACUGUACUAACUGAUGUAUCACAAAACAAUCUUGUGAAGGAAUAUAAGUGGUACUGCAGGAUACAUGCAUGUAAGAAAACAUUUUCCACUCAUUUUGAAGAAAAUAGGCAGUGGGGAUAACAAAUCACUCUCUAGUCCCUGAACUCUACCCUCUGGGGGUGGAUAAAACUCUCUUUGCAGAUUUGACUGCAUUCCCUACCUCUCCUGUCCACCAAGCAUUAAAAACUGAAAGAGCUUUUUCAUUCUUUCUUUCAAUUUUUUUCUUUUUAUUUCCUUCUUUCUUUCUUUUUCUUCCUUUUUUCUUUUAUUUUCUUUCACUUUCUUUCUUUCUUUCUUUCUUUCCUUUUUAAUUUUUCUUUCUAUUUCUUUAUUUCUUCAUUAUUUUUCUUUCUUUCUUUCUUUCUUUCUUUGUUUUUCUUUAUUUUCUUUCUUUCCUUUUCCUUCUUUCUUUCUUUUUCUUUCUUUUUCUUUGUUUCUUCCUUCCUUCCUUUCUUUCCUUUUUUAUUUUUCUUUCUUUCUAUUUCUUUCUUUAUUUUUCAUUUUCUUUUUUUUCUUUCUUUCUUUCUUUUUCUUUCCUUUCUUUUUUGUAUUUUUCUUUCUUUCUUUCUUUUUCUUUCUUUAUUCCUUUCUUUCUUUCUUUCUUUCUUUCUUUCUUUCUUUCUUUCUUUCUUUCUUCCUUUUCUUUGUUUUUCUUUCUUUGUUUCUUUUUUCUUUCUUUCUUUCUUUCUUUCUUUCUUUCUUGUCCUUCAUUUUGAUUUGGAAGCAGCGAGCUUGUUUUGACUGCUGUCUGACAUCCUAGAGUCUUCUGGGUGACUGUUGCAGACGUUCUGCUCUGGACCUGUCUGCUUUCCGGCUGCUUCAACUACAUGCAUCAGUCUCACCUUUGUCCAUCUUUUUUUUUUCUCUAUCCCCUCUCUAAACCCAGAGCAGUAGCAGCAGAUGAGUCUGGUUCUGCUCAUGCUUUCUGCAUGUCAAAAGAUUGAUUGUUUGAUUGAUUGAUUGAAGGAUUGAGUAUAUUAUUCCUGUUAAUCUUCUUCUUCUGCUAGUAUCUGGUGUUUACGUUGCCCUCAUUCAUGUCAUUAGUGUGACCACGAGGAGUCAUAAAGUCGUGUCGUGGUGAGCCAAACUGGCAGGGAAACCUCUUUAUCUCUUAAGUGUUACAUUUUUUUCAGUUAAAAGACAGUUAGAUGUCAGGAUGACGAUUUAUUGCCUUAUCAAUAUUUUGUCCCUCCUCUUGUCAGCAUUUUAAAUAUCAGAGCAUCUGUAGUCAUAAAGUUCUUGGUAUUAAAGUUUGAUAAUGUAAUUUGUUUACCCUCUCAGUCUAAACUUUAAUGUUUUGUGUCACUGUGGCCUCAGGUGGUUUAUCUGAAACUCGGGGUUAUCAUCUGUUUCUCUGAUCUUGUCGAGUCACUUUGAGCUUCUGACCCUGUCACUGACAGUCUGUCACAUUGUAAGGCAGAGGUCACUCACUGAUCUACAAACUUCACACUCACUCUCUCCUUGAAUGACAUCAUCUUGUUUUACCAGCAGGAAUAUCAUGUCAGCCUGUCUCUGUUCAAAGUAUUUCACCAGUCACAUGGAUGCAACAGCUCAUUUACUGAAUAAACAAAAACACAUGAUGUGUGGUUUUCUUUCCUCCAUGUCCCCAGGACACUGUGUGCGUGUGUACAUGCAUACAAAAGGACAUGACCAGUCUGUGUGUACACACAGAAAGUGUUGCAACUUGCCGGAAGUGUUGUUUAACUCCUCCCAGGACAGAUGACUUUUUUCAGGGUAUUAAGAGCUUGUGACUCAUGAAGCAUCAGGCUUUGGGUCAGGGGCUUCUUUCAGCUCUCAGUCUGAGUAUCCUCUGUUCCUGUUUUCUAGUUUUGUUUUUUUUUCCAUAAGGGCGUCUCCUUUUGCUAUUUUGUGAAUGAGUGUAAGAAAAGCUUUCACACCUAGGAGGUAAACAAAGGUGGUUGAUUUUGAGGAAUUACUCCAUUGUUUAGGGUUCAAGGACUGUCUUUUAAAAGGUGUAGGCUGCUGCUAUUUGUUUGCUAAGAGAUUUUGUUGUAAAGAGAAACAGAGAACAAGAACUCUCACUGUCCUCACAUUCCUUUUUGACUGUUCAUUGACUGGCUACAGGUGUGGAUGAGGACUUUAUAAUGACUCAGCAGACUCCACUCACUCAUCCUAUUCACCCAAACAGACACGGAUAGCUCUUCAUAACACAGGCACAUGGAUUUGGACACUUAAUUGCAGAUCCUUCUUGUCAGCUGAAUUUUAAAAGCCAGGAAGUGAAAGCAAAGUCAGAUGUUUUUGAAGAGCCUAACACGUUGCCUUUUCCACAUCUCUGUGUCGUCACAGAAAUAUUUCACCAAGUUGAUUUAUUUAUUUGUUUAUCUCUAUCAGAUUCCAGGCUGCCCACAGAGUAUGAGCCACUCAGUUCCAGUAACUUUCCACAUCACCUCUUGAGCUAAUUUGCCCCCUCUCUCUGGAUCAGCCUGGUUUAAAGCUGGUUGAUGUGGGAAUUGAUAUUCAAAGUGUGUGUUGCACUCAAACGGGAAGCAUCUCUUAUGUGUGGGACCGCUGUGUGUGUCCAAGAGAAAGAUUUGCCGGCUUUCUGUCAUAAGAACUUUCCAGUGAAGGACAAGGGGAAUCCAGAAGGUUCCUCUUUUUUGCUUGUGAAUGGGACCUACGGCUUCCUUUCUUGCGUCAGCACAGUUUCGUCACGGCCAACAUCCGGCCGCUGUUUGUGGCCACUGUGGCCUGAACAUCAUGUGCUCUGUGAUGCUAGAAAGCUUCUCUUGUCUGUUGAAAGGGAACUGUCUGGAUCAGAUGUUACAAAAAGAGAAAGGGACAGUCGUAGGGCUGCACGAUUAAUCGAUUUUAAAUCAGAUUAUUUGAUUAUGACGAUGUUAAAAAAAUGAAAAUCGUUCAAUCAAUUUUCCUCUCUAUUAUGUCUCGCAUCUCCAGGCUGCCAGAGGCUCCCCUUUCCUGUAGGAAUGCUCUCCAGUUCCCACACAUACCAGUAUAAAUAAACAUGGCGUUUGCAAAAGAAGGUGAUAAUUUCGUGGCUAAAUAGGGCAAGAGCAAGUCAGUCGUGUGGAACUGGUACGACUUCCCAGUUUCGGACAAAGAGCAAACCACUCCCCACUGUGAAGUCUGUCUGAAGGCGGUAUCAACCCGUCCACACAGAAACGAAUUCAAGAGUAAACGCAAAAGUUUUUUGUCAUAUCGGCGUUUCAUCAACACUGAAACUGUGUUUUGGGUGACUGUAAACAGUACUUUUUGAAAACUAGUCAGAGAGUGCGUAAAUCUGAUAACGACUACCAUUUCAUCUCCGUGUGGAUGUCUAUCUACAUCCCUCUUGAAAUGAUUACGUGACACACAGUGUAACUCUUUUAUGGCGCCUGUGAGUAUCCGGCCAAAACAACCUCUAUACGCAUGCUUGGUAUGCUUCUUCUGUCUUUUGUGCAUUUCCUGUGCAGCGUUACGGUGCCACGUACUGGCUUGGCAUAUGCACUACAUCGUCUUGAGUGGUUUCAUUUUGAGAGAUGAUAGGAACACUUUUUAAGCGAAGUUGGAUGAAGUUCAUGCAGCCCUAGCCAGUCAGCCUAUAAAAAAAUUGUUCUAAUACUGAAUGAUAGUUCAUGUAAAGCAUGGGGUUGACCCAAAGACAAAGACACUAAGAGUUAGUUUUGUUCCUUUGGUCCCAACAUGUGUUGUUUAUUCAAGAAAACAUGCGACGACUCUGCCAUUUGAAACUGCAUUGGCGUCCUACUGUUCAGGGGGUGGUUGUGGAAGCUGUGCAAACUGUUAAUACCUGUAGUGCAAUCACUACAAUGAUGGAGGUCGUGCAUAACCUUCUGAGAGUCAACUCGAAUCACGAUGACUGAAGAGUAAGAACUACUUUUCUAAAAGAGCUUCCAGGCGUUGCAAAGAUCCUGCAGAGCAGCCUCUGUAGUGCCUUUGUUGAGAUGUGGACUUUGCGAAUCACAGAUGUAAAUUCCCUCGGUAGAAAUGCAGUCUGCAUUUGAUUGACAAGAGGUCCCGAUUCAGUGAGCAGGAGCAGGAUAGCAUUUUAAUAUUCCCUCUGCAACACCAAUUAGUAUUCACCAUAAAGAUUAUGCUUCUGUCGUUUUCUUGUCUUGCCAGAAUCUUCUGAAUUUGAGAGAAGGGCUGUAAAGAUGAUUAAUUAAUUAUCUCCUGUUUUUAAGUGAUAGUUUGGGGCAUUGUUGCCUUUGUAAGGUAGGACAGCUGAAGACAGACAUGAAAUAUGGAGAGUAAAGAGUGGGGAUAGACAUGCAGCAGAGAGUUGUGACGAGAUAUCCAGACAGAAACCACUGUAGCCCCAACACAUGUGGCACUCAGACCACGAGGCCUUCAGGGCCCCAAUAGCUUCCUAUUUCAAAAAUCAGUUUAUUGUUUGGAUAAUGUCAGCGUCAGUCCUUGACGGUUGUUUGAGUAAUUAAAAAAAAAAAAAGAUCAAAUUUGUCCUUGCUUCAGUUUUAAUAUGUUUUAAUAUGUUUGGAUUUGUAGCUUUUUCUCACCUUUGAUGCAUUUUAUGACCAUGACUUUCAGCUGAGGAGUAUAGUAACUAUUUUCACAACUUCUCAGUAUUUAAUAAAACAAACUCUUUAUCAAUAAAUUCUAUAAAUAUUGGUGAUUGUUUUGCUAAGGGAGUAACUGUACAGGUUUAAUUGAAUGCAUUUUUCAAGAUGUCGGGCCCUUGAGAAACAAGGAAACACCUAAAUUGGCUGUUGCAGCAAAUUGAAAGUGAAGUGCACUAAAUGUUGCUGUUUUCACCCAGGGCUAUUUUGUCUUCUAAAAGAAGAAGAAAAGCCUCUUUUUCUUUGUAUUUAUUGAGGACCACUAAGUAUGACGGACUAGAGUAUGCAUAAUGUAUGAAUGCGGCUGGGGUGGGAAAUGCUAACUCUGCCUCUGAUUGACCAAUCAGCUCAUCGUGUAUAAACUUUAACUGGCCACAGGCUGCCAGACCUGAAAAGCUCUUUUUCAAAGUGCUCCAUAAUUAUUGAAUUUCAAUCUAUCUCUGCCCCAUUUUAGCUAAUAGGAAAAGGAUAUGAGGAUCGAUGUCUGGUGUGUGUGUGUGUGUGUGUGUGUGUGUGUGUGUGUGUGUGUGUGUGCGUGUGCGUGUGCGUGUGCGUGCGCGUGUGUCUGUGUCUGUGUGUGUGCGGGCGUAUUUGUCUGUGAGACUGUGUGUCGUGGUCAGAGGCUUUCACAAUCAGGGGAUUUGAGUGUUGCAGCUUGUUAUGGUGCAACACCAGAGCAACCGACAAGUCAGAGCUGAUGAAUAGGAAGCUGCUGCUAAUGAUCGUUAAAACGCUCCUUUCUCCACAUGUAGCAUCAGGUCAUUUAUCAGACACAGGAUGGACCUACAGUUCCAGACACACUCUGACACAUCACACACGCUAAUCAGGUGCUUUCUGGUAGCCGUGGCAACUGACUGCAGACUCUCCUUCCCUGUGCACCUUCACCAAUGUCUCCCAGUCUCCUUACAUCUACCCUUCUGCUUUCAUGAACUAAUCCUUCCCUCAUCCUUUUUUUCACCCCAACUAACAAAGAUGAGAAAGUUAAAGACAGAAAAGCAUGAAAAGAAGCCAAAAAGGAGGCCUGAAAGCACUCCACAGGCUGCUGCCGAGCACCUGAUUUCCUCUGGGACAAAGCAGAGAUAAAGAAAUAAAGGCGUGACCGUGUGAAAAGGAAAGAGAGAGGAUAGAUAAAGACUAGGUUUACCUGCCAGGUGGGAGCAGGGGAGAUAGAGCAUAUCAAACCAGCAGUGCUGCAUUGACAUGUGCAGAGUGAGCUGACUGGUAAUGCUGGUAAGAAAGAGAAAAGGAGCCCCCGGGCAUGAAGUCAAGCUCUGUACAGCAUUGUGGUGGUAUUUGGAUUAAUUUAAAACUCUAAUUCAUUUAGUUUAUUGGUGGAGUUGUGAUUAAAAUAAGUGACAUCUAGUAUACUGCAGCUGUUCUAGUGCUGGACGAUAAUUCGAUAACAAUAUAUAUCGAUCGAUAGACGUGUGGUGCGAUAGAAAAAAAACGGGUCGAUAAAAAGUUCGAUAGAAAAACACAGUUUCCCUUUCUUUUUCAUCAUAGCCUAUCAUGUAGCUUUUACUACAGUCAUUACUUCCUCCAAACCAAUCACAAACGCAGACCCAGGUACGCUACGGCACCAAGCCCAGCCCCUCUCAAACCACAACAGACAGCACGUGUAUUAGAAAAAAUGAUACACCAAGGAGAAGCGGAGGACAUUGUCCGGAAAAAAGGUUUCAGUAGUUCACCAGCAUGGCAAUGUUUUGGUUUUUAGAAGUCUGACAAAAAGCGAACAGCGGUCGUUUGCAAAAUUUGCAGAGAAUUAGUAAAAACCAAGUCUGGUAACACAACCAACUUGUUUUACCAUCUAAACCGAUCGCACCCGCAGGAGUACGAGCUGUGUCGGCCGCGCCGCGGCUCCACGUUAUCGUCGGAGGAAUCCUCUGGAACCGCUGCCAGCACCAGCACAAAGCAAGUGAAGCCGACCAAACUGGACUUCGUUUCUUGCCAAAAAUACGACAAAGCGUCCGAGCGGCAUAAGGACAUCACCCAUGCAGUAACAUGCCCCAUAGCGAGGGACAUACUGCCAAUAACUACCGCUGAAAAGCCUGGCUUCGACCAGCUUCUAGCCACUCUCGACCCGCGAUAUGAAGUGCCCGGCCGCAAGUAUUUCUCAAACACAGCGCUUCAGGCAUGAAAAUGGGUCAGGGGUUGAAAAGGUGAGAAGGGUGCGGAGGAAAUACGUUCAAAUGAGCUCAUAUUUUACAAAGACGCGAGUAUUUGGAUCAUGGCUACUAGCAGGGGGUGCAUUCGGCAGGGGUGCAUUCUACGACACAACACCGGCGUGGAUAAGUCCUGCUUCUCGUGCUUAGUUUGUGUAUUAAGUCAAUCACAUGAUAAUUAAAAAAAAUAAAUCUCCCGACCCCGGGAGAAAUAUUAAAGUGUUCAGACACCAGGCUGUGGGCAGUUUCCCACGCAGUUAAAACUGGUAGUAUGCUAUUCCCACCUAAAGCUAUUCUGUUUAUUUAUAUAUUUGUUUGUUUUGUUUAUUUUCAUCAAAAGACUAUUUAAAUAUUUAUUUAUCAGAUUUUCUGGUCACUUUAGUCUUUAUGUUUGUCAGUAUUUACUGACGUCACUCAGGCCACUUAAGUUGAUUAUUUUUUUUUUUAGUUCUUUUUUAAAAACUUUCAGUUGUGGUAAAAUAAAAAAGGUGGUUGAAUAAAGGUUUGAAUUUGAAUUCAGUGCUUGUGUGUUCUUUAUUAAAAGUAGGUCAUUAAGCAAUAGCAUAAAACAUCCAGGGCUGCAAUUAAAAUAUAUGUUAAAUAAUUAUAAUAAUUAUAUCGAUAAUUAUUGAUAUCGAUCAAUAUGAUUUAUUUUUUAUCGAUAUGCUUUUUUUCUAUAUCGUCCAGGCCUAAGCUGUUCUGAGGGAAAAUAUGGAGCACUGGAGAUACAGCUGCAGAUUCUGUUGUUAAAGUGACGAAUGUUUAUAUUUUCAUUCAAAUGAUGUCCUAAAAUGUGAGCACAGUUUAUCCUGAUGAAAUUUAUGACCCCUGUUUCAUCACUGGAAAGGUUAGUUGCAGCAUUUGACGUAUUUCCUCAUUAAUUGACGAGGCCUUUAAAAUACGCUGAGUCAACAUCAUUAAGGUAAGACACCCUCUCAGGCUUCUUCAGCACUGUGUGGCCUCUUUCUCUGUCCUGGUUUAAUUUUCUACGGCUUGAGAUACGCUGCAUUGAUUGUGUUGUAAUCUGCAGCUGCAAAUUUUUCCUCAGCAGAAAGGAGAGCGUUGAUCAUCUUGUUGGUAGAAAAUAAUGUGAUAUGUAAUGAAUGUAAACAAAUGAACAGAAAUGUUUUAAGGGUUCUGUAUCAACUGCUACAAAACUGGCUUUGGGGUCCUGCUCACCCUGUCAGGAACUGUUCAGUUCACAGUGUAUUGUCUUGCUGCUAACAAAAGACAUUUACAAGCCAACACAAAAUAGUGAUUGAAAGAUGCUUUUACAGAUUCGGAAAGUGAUGUGUUGAUAUGGCUGAAAAGAAAUUGAUAGAUGAUGCCUCUCUGGUGAGGUAUUCUUAUCAGCAUCUUGCAGUACUUAUGACAAUAAAACUUGGAUAUAUAAAUCCAGGGUCAAGCUAAAACAUGAGCUUGACUAGGUGUUCUGGAUUUCUGCACUAAUAGUGUUGACAUUUCUGUCCUCAUUCAGCUUUCCUUCUCUGGGAUUUGCAGUUGACACAUCUUAAGAUAAUCUCACUACUCAUUUAGGUCCACUCCUCAGCUCUGCUGCUGUUGCCUGGAUUGCAGGACAGGAUCUUGCUCCACUUCUCCCUAUCAUAGAUGGUUAGGGCUCAGCAGAUCAUCAGGCUGCUAACAUCUGUGCCUGGGACCUGGCAUUAUUUCUGGACCCUGAAGACCAGCCUUUAACAGCCACUGUGUCAGUGCCAACAGAAAAUACUGUUUUUGCCACAGUGUCAGUGUAGAGAGGUGGUAUUGUAAGGUUGUAAAGGUUGCAUAUUUUUCGUAAGGAUUGGGGUUGUGCAGCAGUUUUUACUAUUGCAAAGUGGUGCUGUAUUUCUCUCUUGUUUUUCGCUGCUACUGUAUGUCAUCGUACGAUUGGUGCUCUGCUGUUGUCAUGUGCUUGUACUGUGAUGUUGUUGCCUUGUGGUUGUUGUGUGUUACCAUGUGUUGUUCUGUGACGUGGUCUUGUCUUAUAUGGUGAUACAGUCUGCCUGCACUUCUGUCCUGAAUGAAUUCCCCUCUGGGACAAUAAAGUAUAUCUUAUCUUAUCUUAUAUCUGUGUUAGCAGUGUUAGUUGGGAGUCAUUUAAACACAGUGCUGGAGUAUGCGGGUAAUGUCAUCUAAGGUCUGAGGUGUGGCACCAUCCAAAUGUUGUCUUUGAUUUUCCAAGGGCAUAUUAGGAUUUAUGUCUGACUCAGAUUUACCCUAAAAUAGGACUCACUGGGUUUGUGUAGAGAACCACCGACAGGUUUAGGAUCUCACAGACAACACAUGACAAGACUGUUUGGUUGUAUCUUCUCAUGGCUUAUUGACAAGAACAAAUCCGUACAGCUUUACCAGAAUUAUCCUUUCAAUUAUUUUGCAUUCACCCUGUAAUCUGAGCUGGCUCUUCACAUUAUUAAAUAUCACCAUCUGUUGCAGUAAAACCUGUCAAUGCUUCCCUUCCACUUAGCAGGAGACUUUUACAGAACAAGAACAUAUUCUGAAGAAGUCUUUCACAGAGUCAUUAUAGACGUUCACUGUUCGGUUUGGGUCUACUUGAGCAAAUGUAAUCUCUAACCCCUUUAAUUAAAACUUAAGCUUAUUACAUAUCAUUGAGGCUGCUUUACAACUCUCUGUAGAACGCUAAUAUGCAACAGAAAAGAGAGUCUGAAAGCAUCUUUGUCUAUUUUUAGGCUGCUACACCUACCUACCACACCUGUGAGUGAGGAAAUAAAUACUGAUGAACUGCAAACAAACACUGAAAAAGGCUGAUAUUGAACAUUUCACUGAGCCUUUCCAUCUGAAGCUUUAGCCUCACUAUCAAUAAACAAAAUAAUGUAAGGUACUGACAAUCACAGGAUAAAAACCUAAAAACAUGUCACGACUUGUCCCUUUAAUAGGUGUCAUUCACCUUUAUCAUGUGUUGUCAUUCAGUCUCUACACCCACAUUCCUCACAUUGUUCUGUCAGGGUUCACAGGGAGGGAUCGGCAGCGCUCAGGCUGCCUCCUAAAAGUGAUUAAAAGCUACUGUAAAACAUUGACUCAUUCUACACUACAGUGUAAUCAAACUACGUCAUUAUUUACUUUAGAGCCAUUUAUCCAUCCCUCGUGGCUAAUUCCAACUGCUUUACUUUAAUUCAGCUCACUCAUCAGGAUGCUGAGGAGCAACUUCACGUGCCUCAGCCCAACCCUCUGUUAUCAUCUGUUUAGGCUGCUUCAUUUGAACCCUGUGUAUGCAUCCAUUUUAAGGCCUAAGGAUAAAUCAAAUCAAAUGGUAGAUAAGAAACAGAUGAAACAGUAAAAGAAACCUUCAAGGAGGAUGCUGUUGUCCACAGAUGGUACACAGACAAAAACAACAAUCGCAGAAUACUUAAAGGGAUAUUCCGACGUAAAUUUAAGUUAUGGUCAAAAACACCGGAACACCGAGUUAGACACCCCCUCGAGAGAUGAAUUUUGCCGACUGCUGGCUUUUCUAGUUAUACCAACUUCAGCAACGACCGUACGAUAGCAAUACACAGCGGUCUACGUCCCCAUGCGCAAACCUUAACCAAAAAGCCACUCUAUAACCACAAAUAAUGCUCAGAACAGCACCUAACUUCAUUAACAGUACAGGAUCCCAGCCAUAGUACUAGCCAUCAAACAUCUUUUGAGCUUUGCCUGAUUUCUUUAGCAAAAAGACCAAACACAACCAACUCACUCUCCUCGAGCAGUUGCUUGUUUGUGGGGAAGCCCUGACGAAUCGAUCACCGAGUGCAGCGGAUCAUUUUCUUGAAGUAAUAAUCAUCAUAUCAAUCAUUUUGCCCUGCAGACGCGGUAGUUCUUCUGCCUUAGCGCCUCGGUCUGAUUGCAUUUCCAUGAAGUAAUAAUCAUGAAUUUCCUUCCUUGAGCUGUGAAACUUCGCUGCACUCCGUGAUCGAUCGUCAGGACUCCCCCACACACAAGCGGCUGCUGGAGGAGAGUGGGUUUGGUUGUGUUUAGUCUCUUUGCUGAAGAAAUCAGGCAAAGCUAAAAAGAUGUUUGAUAGCUACAACUAUGGCUGGGACCCUAUAUGUACUGUUGAUGAAGUUAGGUGCUGUUCUGAGCAUUAUUUGUGGCUAUAGAGUGGCUUCAUGGUUGAGAUCUGCGCCUGGAGACGUAGACUGCUGUGUAUUGCUAUUGUGCAGUCAUUAUUAAAGUUGAUAUAACUAGAGAAGCAAGCAGUCGGCAAAAUUCAUCUCUCGAGGGGGUUAUCUAACCUGGUGUUCCGGUGUUUUUGACCAUAACUUAAAUUUACAUUGAAUAUCCCUUUAAAGAAAUGCAGGCUUUGCUAUCAUGAAGGCCAGUUUCUCUUCACUGGAAAUGUUCCUGUGCUGUUUAAGUCCCUCCAGGAAGUCAAGGUGAGGUUGAAGGCAAAUAUUUGCUCUUCCUUGGCAGUUUCCUUUUGCAGUAAUGAAAGUCCCCUCUAUCCUCAGGUUCAUUAACAAGGCCUUGGCACAGUCCGUGAUAGGGUUAGUAUGUAAGGCCACAGUGUUCCGGUGUGUAAGAGAUGAGGAAUGAUGAGAGGUGAAGGAGAAGCUCUGGCCCUGAGUGGCAGCUUCUGUGUAGAGCUCAGUCACAUAUUUACACAUUCCUACUUGUUGACUACGGCUAUUGAUUACACAAGAGUAAAGGCUCCUAUAGUAUGUGUGAGUUUGUCGAGGAAUGUCUCCCUAGAAGUGUGUCUAUGUUUACUUUAAACCAUAACAAGAAUGAGAGAAGCGACUAUGACACAAAAUCCCCAACCAGAUCCAAAUAGGAGCGUGUUCUGUAAUAAAUAACCAAACAAUUCCAGCUUUCUGUCAUAUGUUCAAGCUUUUGACUGACUUCAGUGUCUGUAAUGAACCUUUGACUUCAAACUGUGCUGCCUCUGGUGUCCAGUAAAUGUGAGUAUGUGCAUUUGUAAACAGGAUUUUAGGAGCUGUAAGAUUCUGUUCUUGGUUUUAGUAUGUGCGCAUGUUAACUACAGGAAUGAUGUCAUCACUGCACCUCCCCUUAUCUCCCGUCAGUAGUUCACACCCUGCAAAUUCUUGGAAACGCUCAUCGCAGCCGUGUUUGUAACCUCAGAACCUUUGCUCAUUGCAUCAGAUGUGACAAUGCACAAAACAAAGGACCCCCCCCACCCCCACAGUUCCUACAUUUGGAUUCUGUGUAAUUUGUGACUGUGUGCAAGGGCAUCCUGUAACUACUGUGUAAGUUUCACUCUUAACCUGUUUCCUGAGAUCUCAGGACUGGUCAGGGUCUGUUUCAUUGUUCUUGCUUUAGUUAAGACUCACACUCGUCCAUGGCUGAUGAUGUCACCGCAUCAGGCUGCAGGAGGGCCGGGGUGUGAAAAUACCAGAAUCUGAAUUUGAGAUAUCAAACUAAGAUUAUGAUGACUUCAAACUUCAGUAAUGAUGAAAGAAUGAUACUCCAGUUUUGUUUUUGUUUUUUUUACCUCUUUCUCUCUUACUCCCCUCUGACUCUUUGGUAUCACUUUGUCUUCUCCUGAAAGCUAAUCGUCUGAAACUUAAAACUGUAAACCUUUAUUCAUGGGAACUCUUGAAUAUCCAAUAACAGUUCCUCAAUUCUGGCUUUGUCCUACAUACCCUUGUUUUAUUGAAAGUCUCCUCUCCUUCAUCCCCCCCUUUAGCCCAGCCUCAGAGCCUCAAGGAGCUUUAGGACAUGCUGUUUCAUUUCCCUAUUGAUCCAAUCGAUAUCACAUCUCAUUAAUUUGCAAGGAUUCCCAUCAGGAGGGUUGAAUCACACUCUCUGUUGGAUGUUGGAUUAUCCCCCAAGGACUGUCUUCACUCACGUUACUGCCUUUAUUUUGAGCCAUCUCUUUGAACAAUGAGUCUUUCCAUUACAUUAAAACACCAAUAAAAGGAAAUUUACCCUCACUUUUGAAUUAGGAGAGAUGGACAGUUUUGAGUCAGUUUGAAAGUCCUCUUUUUAAUACAAAGACUUAGUCAGUCCUCUGUAAUGAAUGUUUGAAGUUCAUAUAACACUCUUUCAUUAUGAAGGUUUGCACUGAGGGCAGCAGCAGUCAGUAGGCUACAUAAUGAUCUCACAUUACUUGAUGUGAACGGCUGAACUGUUAAAAAGUUCCUUUAGCUGACAUGAAACAUUUACUGGAGAUUGAGUGAUCAAUUCUAUGGAAUCUAGUGCAUUUGUAACCAUUUUACACUUGUUUUUAGUGACUGUAUGAAGAGGAAAGGAGGAAUGUACUUGUUCAGUCUCACAAGUUAGCUCCGGAUUUAUUUGUCUGCUUCAUGGCAGCAGUACAGCCACCCCAGACUACCUGGACCUGUAGCUCAUGUAAACAGUUCCUGCUGUAAACAAGCACAGAUGAUAUUUUGUUGGAGCGUAAGAGAUAAGAAAUAGACACAAGGUUUUCUGUUCGUCCAAAAUAUUCAGUGACUAUUUCUAAGGAUCUCUGCGGCUGUAACUAAAAACAGUUUUAAUUAAGAGUUAAGAUUUUCAAUGUAACUCUUUCAACUCUUGGAAUUGUACACCAUUUUUCACAGUUUUUCACUGACAAAAUGUAUUAGUAGUAGUAUUAGUAUUGUUGUGUGAGGCCUCGUCACAGAAAGCUAUAUAAGUAACUAGAGAAAAAAUCUAGUCGGACGAAAAGUGUUUCGAGUGUAGUAUAGGGCUGCACAAUUAAUCAAUUUUAAAUGGUAAUCAGAUUAUUUGAUACUGUUAAAAUAAUUAAAAUCAUGGAAUCAGUUUUCCUCUCUAUCAUGUCUCCAAGCCGCCGUAGGCUCCCCGUUCCUGCAGGAACGCUCCCCAGUUCCCACACACACCAGUGUAAACAAACAUGGCGUUUGCAAAAAAAAAGCGAUAAUUUUGUGGCAAAAUAGGGCAAGAGUAAAUCAGGCGAGUGGAACUGGUACGGCUUUGCAGUUUCAGAUGAAGAGCAAAACACUCCUUGCUGCAAAGUCUGUCUGAAGGCAGUUUUAACCCGUCCACAUGGAAAAGAAUUCAGGAGAAAAGGCAAAGGAUUGUUGUCGUAUCGGCGUUUCAUCCACACAGAAAUGGCGUUUUCGGUGACUGUAAACCGUAAACAUAAACGACUGCCAUUUCAUCUCCGUGUGGAUGCCUAUCUGCAUCUCUUGAAACAGUUAUGACAUAUGACACAUGGCGUAACUCUUUUAUGGUGGCUACGCUUGUCCAUCCAAAACAACCUUCUCACACAUGCCUUGUACUGUUCCUCUGUCUUUUGUGCGCGUCCUGUGCAGGGUUACAGCGCCACUUACUGGCUUGGCAUAUGCACUACGUCAUUUUAAGUGGUUUCAUUUUAAGAGAUGAUAGAAAAACUUUUUUUUAAGUGAAGUUUGGUGAAGUUGUCACUCAAUAAAAAAUUGAAAUCAAAAAUUGAGUUUUCAGAGAAAAAAAUAAGGAUUUUGUUUUUGUCCAAAAUCGUGCAGCCCUCGUAUAGUCGUGUGAACAUUUUUGUUUAUGCUGUGAAGAUGGGCUCUUUAACGUGGGUGAAUGUGGCUCGUGUUGCUUUUUGAGUCUGCCUCAAGUGGAUGCUCAGAGAACUGCAGUUUGUGGCACUUCUACCUUGGCAUCUUUCUUACUGAUACAGACAACUGUAUCAGUAAGUUAAAGGUGAGUCUGUGAAUUCUGUUGAGUUGGUAUUGAUAUGUAAAUCUAAACACUCAAAAUCACCUCAGCUGGAAUCUACAUGACUUUCUAUUUGACUCAUUCUUUCAGAUCUGUCUUAAAUCUAUUCGGCGUAUACAUGCCAUGUGUGGUUUUGACUUUACCAUGUGUUGGUUAAAAAAAUCAUUUUGAAACCAGUAGUGUAUUAUACAAACGGAUUUACUGAAGUUAUCUCUUUUCGCAGCAGCAGCAGCAGCAGCAGCAGCAGCAUCCCCACCCCUUGCAUUCUUCCCUUUUUUAACUUCUUUGUCCCUUCAUCCUCUCCUUCCUGUGUCCUUUAUCAGCAGAUUCCAGUAAAAUCCCCCCUCCUCUUGCAUCCUUUCUGGCAAUGAGUCAUUUUCAUAUACGGACAGAUAAAGUUUCAGUCAUAAUUUUCCCGGACAUUGGGCACCUGUAGUUUUAAUGUGUGUACAAAAUGAUGACCAUUAUCGGCAGGGGCUCAAAUGUGGGGUUUAAGCACUGUCCAACUGUUCUGCCGCAGAUUUUGUGUUCAUAAUUUGAGCCUCACCGGUGCCUCCCUGUGGCCUGAGAUAAAAACUGCGUUCUCUGCAGCUCAUUUCCAGGAAAUGAUUUUAGUGGGCGGCUAUGUAGGCUUGGCAAUCUGAGGACAACGGUGGGAAAGAAUGUCAGCAACAACAGUGGUUCUGCAGAAAUCUGCAGAACUGAUGAGAUGCCGUAAAAGGGAGGAUGGUGGGGGGGUGGGUGGUUGUAGGAAAGUUUUAAAGCAACAGUUGUCAUGGAAGGGUCCCGACACUGUGGAUUUUUCCCCUUAUCAGAGAAAUCUUGUUGUGACUCUGUACAGAAUGGAUAGAGGCGGUGUUGUAGGUUUAAUUGUGAUGUUGAUUUACCUGUGUGGUCUCUGCGGUGGAUGGAAAUUUUCCACACAUGACUGUGUGGGAUUUGACAGUCAUACAGAUACCCAGCCGUGGGUGGCUCAGGUGGGAAUCCACCUGACUCCCUAAACCUGACUGUGGCCUUUCACUUUGACUCAAGAGUUUUGGGAAGGGUUCAUACAUGUCUGCUUAUUUAUUUUUGUCUGAGGAUUUGAAUAAAUCUCACACAUUGUCAGCUGUGAAUACCCCUGUGCUAACCCUCUUUUUCUCUCUUCUUUUUUUGUGUCUCUCAGGAGCGCUUUUCCGAAAUCUUUGGUCAUGACGCUGCGGCAGAGAUCAGGAGGUCUCAGGAGAGUUUCAAGAAAUGGCUGUUGGCGGGGAUGACGCUGGUGACCGGGGUUGUGGUGGGCUCCCUAAUCGCCCAGAAACGCCUGUAAAGAAACACACAAACAACCCUCUCUUAACAAACUCCCCCCCACUUCACUACCCCUCGACUUAAAGGCCCACGAAAGUUCAAAUGAAGGUCCUGUUUGUCUCGUCAGAACUGCUGAUGAUGUUUACUUCUUUUUCCCCUCACAUAUCCCACAGUGGACUAAAAAUCCUCACAUGUUGUUGAACUUUUGACAAAAAGACCGAGAGGAGGAAGAGUAACUUGUAUUCAUGUGUUCACCUUACUCCACCCUGAUGAAAAAAGCGUGCUAAUACAGAGACAGACAUUGUGUUUUUCUUACUGAACCAGUUGUUCCUUUUAUUCCUUUUCCUGCUGGUUCCUGUGUUGUUUUUCUUUCUUUAUGUUUGUAUGUUUAGUUUUAACAAAUUUUGGUUGCCCUUUUUCAUCCUCAAAGAGUCUAAAACUGAUUCCAAAUAGUCUGAGGUAAAUAAUCAACAUCUCAUGGGGCUUUGGGCACUGUUUGCAUCUCGUCUUAGAGCUUCUCACUCGUUCCCACAGACGGCUAAACCACAGUUUUGUAUGUGCCAUAUAGGAAGUGAAAACAGGCGAGGAUGUAGCACCUGCCUCUGAAAAAUCUUCUGUUGUUCUUGUUUCCUGUCUGCCAUCCUCAUCACCAACACAUCCAUACUCCAUGAGUCCAUGCUCUGAUUGUGCUGUCUUGUCAUGUCCUUUAUGUUGAUCUAUUUUGUAUGGGAAAUAAAUGAAUAAGGAGUCAAAGUGAGGAGAAUGGUUGGUGGUAGAGGGUAAUCCUAGAUUUGAGGAAAAACCCUGACAAAGUUGAACACAUUGUUUCUUUACUGAGCUUCAGAUUCCACAGAGGGAUGAAUAUGUUAAAGACACAUCUUUUACUUAGUGUAUCAUGGCUUGUCAGUGGCUUUUUUUUUUAACCAAACUAUGUCGUUUUCCUGCACAAUCAAGUGGUUUUGGUGCCCAAACCUUAUGCAACUGAUCAUUGCAAACAUGGAGUCCAAACUGCAAUUUGGGCUACAAAGAUACUUACAAAAUACAAACAAUGAACAGUGGUCAACUUGGUGAAAGAGAGAGAGGGUGCAUAUAAGCAAACCUCUCUAAAUCCUGGGUUACCAUCUAGACCCAACCUAAGAAGCAAGUGAGUCUUAAACUUUAAACCUGAUGGGAAAUCAACUCCUCUGGUUGUCUGUGUUUGUUGGUGCUUGGUUUUGGAUUUGUGAAUCAUUAAAAACACCCUACUACUAUCACUGAUCUGUGAUUUAUAGUUCUAUUUGGCCUUGUUUUUGUUUUUUUAUCCUCAUUGUAUUUAGACAUUUUGUGUUUCAAGUUUUAAGAACCAGAGUUAUUGCAGUUCAUGAGAGAAGAAGGACACUUUUGGAUAGACCCUUAAUGUAGCCUGGGAACCAGACAAAUCUAUGAGCUUUUGCUAUGGCAUAUGUGGCAUUUCAAAAACCAUGAGGGCUGGACCUGAUGUGUCAGGCUCCGAUUCUGCCACAGCUGAAUGGACUAGAUUUCAAUUUAUGUUGUAAUCAAAGUGAAAGUACUGAAUACUAAGUUUUGCCCUGACAACUUUCCUUUUGAAACGUUGACCUUUGAGUUUUGUGAAUCAGAAGUUACAAAUAGUUCAGCCCAGCCUGGGGCCUUGCCUAAAACUCUUACAUCACAUGCUUUGUUUCUCUAAAUUUCCAGAGAAAUGAGACUGAAACUGCUCCGCUAAGAUGGAAAAUUAACUGAGGGCUCCCAGACAAAUGCUCACUUGGUGAAUGGUUAGGCUUUGCCAGGCUAUGUUAACACCGCAGUAGCUGAAGAAUGCAGCAAACACUGUAGCAACACAUACAUGUAUACAAGCAACACCGCUCACAGAGACAUUCAAUAUCAGACUUUACAUAAUCCCCUGGGCUCGAAAAGUUCACAAUUUGAAUUAAAAGACUUCAUUUUGGAAUCACUUUAACUCCAGCAACCCAUUCAAAGCAGCAUUUUCAUGCCGAAUUUUAACAUGUGACAGAAGGUGAAGGAUACUACAGGAUCCCUAAAGUCCAAAAUAUAACUUGUUCUGAUAUUGUGCACACACACACUGAAAAAACAUAAUAUAAAAAAGUCAAAUAAAAAAUUUUAACCUUCUGCAGUCAGUAUAAUAAUCUUGGUCACAUUAGUUGUCAUCUUAUGCACAAAAGAUAACAACCGUGAGAAAAGUUCAUCAUUAUCUUGUGUGCUCAGUAGAACUAUUGUGGAACAAGUUGUUCUCUGCUGUGCCGAAGUUCUAACUCUUUGUGCAGGACUCCAUGUCUCAUGCACACAAGCUAAAAUUCUUCUCCCCGCAAGAUCAUAUUUCAGAUCAUUGAAGUCUUUUAUGUGCACAAGAUGAUAUUGUCAUUUUUUUGGAAUUUCAGGAGCUCUGUAUAAUACACCUGAAAACACAUGUAGACAGGUAUUUCUAGGAUUGAUGCCGAUCUGAAGUUUGCAGCUCUGUACGAUAAUGACCUGUUAAUAAACAGCUGAUGAAUAUUUGCUAUCUGCUAAUGCUGAGAUUUGUAGCUGCUGAUUAAAAAAUGCUGAAAAAUCACAUCAGACAUCACAGAAAAUUCUUUUUCUUCAAACUUUCAUGGCUGUAUCUUCAGAGCUGUUUCUUUACUGUACAAAGAGCUGAAACUGUUUUCUGUUAUUGGAAUGAAUGCAUUAGUUCAAAUCACAGUUUCAUUGUAAAAAGACGAAUAUUUUGGGGGUUUUCAACUGGAGCUCCAACCAAUCAAAAAGCUUCAAUGUGUUUUGUCAAACCAGUGUAUUCAAAAUUUUGUUCAAUAGUACAGAAGAAAAGAGGCGUGGAUAAUGAAACUGACACAUGCAGCUAAGAGACACAGAGCAGUCAAAAAAACAAAAACCCAAUAUUUGUUAAUUCAGUAAGAAAUUUCCAAAUCCUUCAUCGUGUGCUACGAUGUUCAGGAAACUAAGGAAACAACCCCCCCCCCCCCCCCCUUUUAUUUUUUCCUCCUGGUGAUAAUUUAACGGCCAUUAGUUCUCUUUUCUUUCUUAUUUUAACACGCACAUGUCUCGUUGACAUUAUACUUCAUAUUCAGUCAGCAUCACCAUCGCCUUUUGAAGAUUUAUGUAGCAAAUUGAUGAAGCAGCUGUCUUUGAAGAGGCAACAGUCCUGCUUCAGGUGUUAGGUUUGAUUAGAAAUCUGUCUCUUUACCGUCUUCAGUGAAUCAGCGACAGUCUUUGUACCCGUACACACUCUCAAACAUUCACACACAUACACAGAAGCUUCUCCUCCUCCUCCUCCAUCAUUCCCCCAGCAGACACCUCAAAUCUGUCAAAUCUCCAUCCGGUUCCACCUCUUCCGCUGUGGUCCCUCAGCUGUCACUGCACCUAGCCACGUGUGUCACUCACAGCUGGCCCACCUGCUGCCUCACACACACACAUCAGCACGCACACACUCUGACAAUGUACACACCUGUCAGUCAGAGUUAGUCCAUAAGCGAUACGGGGACGGGGAAAAGGAGACUGUGUCUUUGUUUCCAAACAUCUUUAAUUUAACGCUCAGGUCCCAGGAUUGAUGCCUGAUGUACCAACACAACUACAGGCAGCUUCAGUAGUGUACUGUUCUCAGUUUCAUUCUUCAUCUUACCCCCAAACUGUCUCUAGAUAGCAACAGCACAGUCCUGAUCUGUUUCACGACACAGCAGCUCCUCAAAAGGGUAUAGAAAUGAUGCUGUAGCUUUGGUGCAGGACAAAAGGUUGAGGUUAUUUGUGAUUUAAAACAAGGUUCAGUGUUAGAUUCACUCGUUUAGAGCGGAGUAAACACGGAAGGAAGGAAGGGGGGAUUAAUGCGUGAAUCAUCCAUCACUUUUUUGCCAGUCUGUCCAGCCACCACCUGCUCCUUCAUCUCCAAACUGGGACUCAUUUCUCUCAUUUUCCCUCCUCAUAUAUCACACAUUCAUGAUAAUUUUAAAUCUUUUACAUCCAAAUUUCUCUUCCUUAAGUCCCGCCUAGUACCCACUGAGCAAAAAAACUCACCAAACAAAGAAAAAGGAAACAAACAGCAGUGACUUGAUCUGAGUAUAAUCCGCGAAAUGCUUGUGUCCUGAGCCUCUUAUUAGCCAAGGUCUGCUCUCAUACAUUCCAGUACAGUAUAAAUAAAUAUAUAUUUUUCUAGUGUACGCCCCAACAAGAAGCUGCUCGCAGGCUUUCCUCUGCUGUUCUGGCACUCACUGAUACAAGUUCCCUUCCUUACACACGUGUGUGUGUGUGUGUGUGUGUGUGUGUGUGUGUGUGUGUGUGUGUGUGCGUGUGUGUGUGUGUGUGUGCAUGUGUGUGCAUGCGUGUGAAUUCCUGUGUGGCAAAAUGUUCUUGAAGGAGGCACAAAUGAAGGAGGUGUAACAGCAUUGGCACAACCCUAUAUGCUAGUUAUUUAAACGGAUUAGACUAGAACUUUAGCUUAGUGACAUAUUUAAGAGAAACUGAACUGAUGGCUUUGAAACAUUAUUUAUAUUUGGUGUAAAAAUGUACAAAUGUGCCCCUUCAAAUGGCCUUAAACUCCAUCUUUGCAUUGAUGUGAACUGUCAUUCAUUGUGUUUUUUAGGAUUAUUGGACUGCCAAUAGAUAAGAAAAUGCAAAGAAAGUCAUAUUUUCAAGAAGUUAGGUCUCUGAGAAAAUUUGUUGGUCAUAGAGGGAGCAAAGUUAAAGAUUGCAACCAUGUCCAAUGGUCUGUGUGUGUCUUAGAAUGCCAUUGUAAAAUUUUAAACUGCAUUGAUACCUAAUAAAGCCCAUGUUGCAAGAUGUU
Xyrichtys novacula (pearly razorfish) is the source of this 52441-nucleotide messenger RNA. NCBI's taxonomy places the organism in Eukaryota, Metazoa, Chordata, Actinopteri, Labriformes, Labridae. The record is from the annotation of a GenBank genome assembly.